UGGAGGGAGGAGGAGGAGGAGGAGGAGGAAGACGGCGUCUCCUGGGUCGGGUCGGGCCAGAUAUGGACCAUCUGUGACCUCACGGGGUCAGGGGCGAGAGGUCAAAGCUUUAGGGUCGACAGACACACUUCACAUCACAUGACGCGGUGCUCGCUGCUUACUGUUGGGACCGCUAAAGGGGGAGAGGAGACAGGUAUAGGGGGGAUGGGUGGGUUUCAAUAGUCUAAACAAGAUAUGUGAGAGAAGUCACCUAAGGACACAUAAGCCAGACAUAGAUUCAUUAAGACUAGUUCUGGACUAAAAAGCAUUCUCUAUGGAGCCUCUGUGUCUGGGAAACUGGCCCUAUGGGUGGAUCUCAAUAGUCUAAAGAGGCUUCCUCUCCUCGUCUCCUUUCCUGCAAACAAUCAAACAACCUGGGGUGUAUUCGUUAGUCCACACCGUAGGAAGACAUUUUGCAACGGAAAAGGUUUUGCGACCAAAAAUUGAGUUUCUAUUGGACAAAUUAAGUCCCUCCCUGUUUGCUUCUGUUUGCUUCUGUUUUCUUCAGUUUGGUUCCUAGUGAAUACACCCCUGGGGAAUGCAGCAGACACCUGAUUGGAUUUUACACAUUUUACAUUGAUUUACUUCACUUUGACAAAUGCUGUGUUUUCAGAUCAGACCAGAAGAAGGAGAGGAGACAGGGUGAAGACUAUGGAGACCCACCCAUAGAGCGUAUGGCUUAUGUCCUUAGGUGACUCCUUUUAACGCUCACACAGCACUCCAAAUAUAGAUAGAUACGAUGCAAUGUCAAGAGCACAGCCAUUAAUAUAUAUCUAUAUGCCAAUAUAUGGCCCUGGUAUAGAGGAGAGGGAGGCAUUUAGAUAUGUUAUGGCUACUGAGAUCCGCCUCUAGAGUGUGGCUAUGUCCUUAUAGGUGGCCCAUAUAGUUUUAUAAAGCGUUCCUGAUAUAGAUAAGAUUUAUAGGGAGCCAUUUUAGACUAUUGGGCUCCACCCAUAAGGCUUAGGUGACUCCUGUCCCACAGCGCUCCACUAAGAACAGAUACCAUGGAAUGUAUAAAACAACAGAAUGGAAUGUAUAGAAUGAAUGAACAUACACACCAGGGUUUCCGUUAGCCGAUAAUAGCCGGCUUUUGGAUGAUAAAAAAAACGGAAAACCUGAUAUAUAUAUAUUUUUAUUCCGCCUAUUCAUUAAUGGAAAUACCAGUCGUUGGAAAUACAUUUGACCGGUCAUGCUUAUCGGUCUAUAGGUUAAUUUGCAUAAUUUAGUGGAAUUAAAUUGUCACUAUUUUAUCACACGCGCACAGCAAACAGAUACAGAAACAGAUACAGAACCUGGAGCUGAAAACCUGUCAGACAGCGAGAGAGCUGCUGCUACAGCAUCUCAAACAGCUCGUUGCUGCUGGAGUGAAACAUGCGUUUAUAAGCCCAAUCAUUGCGCAACUAUUCUAAAUACAAGUGUGUGUUAAAAACAGUUUUGAUUACCACGAUUAAAAAGAGCUACUAUUUUUAUUUCUCAACUGGUAAUUGAAGCCCGCUUCCCAUUCACCAUUCAAGUGCAUAGGCAACGAUAGGCAGGCUUCAGCGCGUCACACCACUUUGCAAUGAGCUGGAGGUAGAAUGCAUUUUGAAAACAUAUUCUUAUUUGUUUGAAACCUGAAAGUUUUACUUCAUAUUAUGAGGCAUGUCUUACCUUGCUUCAAAGUAGCCUGAUCAAAAUCUGACCAUACAAAUGUGGAGGCAAUUAUUUUAUAAAGACUUCCAUAUUGCCCUUUAUCAACAAGCUAAACGUGUUGAUCUGUUGCAUCAGCCUCAUUGCUUUUUGAAGUUUAUUUUGAUGUAGCCUAGGCCUACUGGUUGUAUGAAUUUGGGAUCUAUCUUCCCACAACUGUCCCAGAGUCUGUUUGGAAUAGGCUAUUUCUUUCUCGACAAGCUGACCAAUGGAAUAGUUUCACUUUUCUACUAUGGGGGAUAGUAGAUUGACAUAGGCUAGUGAUUUUGCUGUUCGUUACUCGUCUUGUGGGCUGAGGAAAAGUAAAUGUGGACAGUUAUUCUAACAUCUUCAAAGUGUGCAUCAGAAUUUGGUAAGAAGGAUGAGCGCCAUUGCAUCCUCGAGUUGCAUGCUCUGUUCAAAUUAAUUACCAUAAUCUAAAUGUGAUUUCUGUCAUGCUGAGCACCGUGGGUAGACGCCCUGACCCAAUACAUAUGGGCCCGGUACAUUUCUCAAAUGUUCGGUAAAUUAAAAUGCUACCGGUCAAAUGUCCGGCGCCACAUUUUCCUGAAGUGGCACAGACAGACAGGAUAAUAAUCUGAGGUGUUAGUGAUAUAGCAGCUAUAAGAACAGAUCAAGGAUCAGUCCACCCUGACCGCAACACAGGUCACCGCUGACCUUAGAGCUGUUCUUAAGGAACAACAACAACAACAACAUCAUGCUACACUGCUGCUAAACUGACCUAAGUUUCCACACACACACACACACACACACAUGAAGGAAUGAGGAAACAAAGUGUGUGUGUGUGUGUGUGUGUGUGUGUGUGUGUGUGUGUGUGUGUGUGUGUGUGUGUGUGUGUGUGUGUGUGUGUGGAAACUAAGACAGGCUACAGCUGUGGAAGAUUCUGAUGUGUUGACAUCAUAUAUGUUCUGUAGCCAUUAGCCAAUCCAGAGUCACCGAGGCCGUUUCACCUCCCCCAUGACCCCUGUACUAUUGACACGAUGUGGUUCAUGCAGUGUCUCCAUUUAACCUACUGUCGCUGUACCUCAAAUGUGUUGUGGUGACUGCCGAUGCCGCGUACUGUUAGUCUGCAUCCCAAAUGUGUUGUGGUUACUGCCGAUGCCGCGUACUGUUAGUCUGCAUCCCAAAUGUGUUGUGGUGACUGCCGAUGCCGCGUACUGUUAGUCUGCAUCCCAAAUGUGUUGUGGUUACUGCCGAUGCCGCGUACUGUUAGUCUGCGUCCCAAAUGUGUUGUGGUUACUGCCGAUGCCGCGUACUGUUAGUCUGCAUCCCAAAUGUGUUGUGGUUACUGCCGAUGCUGCGUACUGUUAGUCUGCGUCCCAAAUGUGUUGUGGUUACUGCCGAUGCCGCGUACUGUUAGUCUGCAUCCCAAAUGUGUUGUAGUUACUGCCGAUGCCGCGUACUGUUAGUCUGCAUCCCAAAUGUGUUGUGGUUACUGCCGAUGCCGCGUACUGUUAGUCUGCAUCCCAAAUGUGUUGUGGUUACUGCCGAUGCCGCGUACUGUUAGUCUGCAUCCCAAAUGUGUUGUGGUUACUGCCGAUGCCGCGUACUGUUAGUCUGCAUCCCAAAUGUGUUGUAGUUACUGCCGAUGCCGCGUACUGUUAGUCUGCAUCCCAAAUGUGUUGUGGUUACUGCCGAUGCCGCGUACUGUUAGUCUGCAUCCCAAAUGUGUUGUGGUUACUGCCGAUGCCGCGUACUGUUAGUCUGCAUCCCAAAUGUGUUGUGGUGACUGCCGAUGCCGCGUACUGUUAGUCUGCGUCCCAAAUGUGUUGUGGUUACUGCCGAUGCCGCGUACUGUUAGUCUGCAUCCCAAAUGUGUUGUGGUUACUGCCGAUGCCGCGUACUGUUAGUCUGCAUCCCAAAUGUGUUGUGGUGACUGCCGAUGCUGUGUACUGUUAGUCUGCAUCCCAAAUGUGUUGUGGUGACUGCCGAUGCCGCGUACUGUCAGUCUGCAUCCCAAAUGUGUUGUGGUUACUGCCGAUGCCGCGUACUGUUAGUCUGCAUCCCAAAUGUGUUGUGGUUACUGCCGAUGCCGCGUACUGUUAGUCUGCGUCCCAAAUACACCCUAUUCCCUAUUUAGUGGCUGAUCACUAUGGAGCGAUUUCAGUUCCAAAAGAAACUGUAUUUGAAUUCAAUAGAUAUUGUAGUUGAAUUAGAUAUUAUUUCAUUUGUAAUGCUCAAAUUGAAUAAUUGAAUGAAUGCAUUUAACUUGUAUUUAAUUAUUUGAAACUGAAAUGAAUGAAUAUUGCAUUCAAUUUUAAAAUUCAAUUUCUAGGUAUUUGAAUAUUCAAAUGCAAUAUUUAUAUAUUCAGUUUCAAUAUGGUAGAUAUUGCAUUGGUUGUCUGUGUAUCAGGUUUACAAACUAUAAAUUCAGAAUUACCAUUCAACUUCUUAGACGCAUUCAGAUUACGUUUUCAAAUUCAGUUCUCUAAAUUCAGAUUCAAAACCAGAGACACCAUCCCGGUACUUUGCCAGCCAGGAAAGGUAGAGGAGAACAGAUAGAAUCAAACGCUCUCUGUGGUAAACAGAAGGUAGUGGUAUGAACGGAGGGGUUUCUGGCUGUUUUCUGAAGCCAAUGUGACAUGUUGAAUGUAUUUUCUUCCUAUGAACUUGGCUCUAGCGUUUGAACGGUUUGGGCUAUAAGCUAUUAUGACCCCAUUUCUGAAAGCUAAGACUCUCUGGAACAUGGACUUCUGUUCACUUCUAUGGUGAUCACAGGCCGCGCAGGACACGUUAGCAGGGAGUGUGACAACAACUGAAAUUUGGCCCCAUAAGAAUAGAAUUGAAUAGCCUUGUCAUAGUUCUUCUAAGGAUAGCUUUCCCACUCCCUAUUUCAUCUUGCUCUUGUGACUGACUGGGUGCGAACCGGGUCUACUGCAUGUCACAAGACUGGGUUAUCCCACUUAGCUAAAGCCCAUAGGGAUGAGUUCAAUUCGUGAAUUCAAUGGUUCAAUUUGUGCAUUACAAAUUCAAGAAUAUUCCAUUCAAAUUCAAUAUACUGAUACAAAUUCUAAAUGAUGGAAUUCAAAUAGAAUUUCUGUUGCCACUGAAAUCGCUCCAUAUAUGGGCCCUGGUCAAAAGUAUUGCACUAUAUAGGGAAUAGGGCGCCAUUGCUAUAGUAGCCUGGAUAUUAAAACAACGCAUGUGUUUUGGCUAGCUACCUACUAGGCUUCAUGGGGUAAUUAACUGCCUGUACUGUAGCCUAGAAACGUUAUACAGUACCAUAGAUUAGUGGAUCUCAAAAGAUCUCCUCAGGGACCUCCAAGCCGUUCCAAGUAUUUGAUCUAUUUCAGAGCUAGCACACCUGAUUCAACUUGUCAACUAACCAUCAAACCCUUGACUACUUGAAUCAGGUGAUCUAGUUCAGGGCUACAAUGGAAUUGUAAAACGUAUGAGGUUCCCCGGGGAGAGGUUUGAGAACCACUGCCCUAGAUAUAAAAGUAUAGUGUGGUUCCUGCCUAAUACUAAUCCUAAUCCUAACUGUAAACUGCUCUGGAUAUGAACGUCUGCUAAAUGACUAAAAUUACUCAAAUGUCAAAUCGAAUGCCUACGCUGCAAUGCAUAAGCACCUAUAGCCUACCACAGUAGUCUGGAUAUAAAAACAACAAUCUAUUAAUCAUUUAUGGAGUGUUGAUAUAACUUAGACUGAGUCCAAAGGCCACUGGUGCGAGCCAACCAGGUCAUAAGCACAGCCUUACUGAGACAUUCCAGCCUGGACACUGGGACCCUAUUACCUAUACAAAGCACUACUUUCGACCAGGGCCCAUAGGGCAUGUUCAAAAGUGGUGUACUACAUAGGGAAUAGGGUGCCAUUUGGGACGCAACCUGAGGCUCCCAUAGGUUCCCAUAGGGAUAGAUCUAGGAUCAGUUCAGCAUCUAACUUAAAACCCAAACCGGGUAGGUGUGUCCCUAAGGGGUCAGUUUAAAUUUCCCCUAAAUGCCGAUCUUGGGUCAGUUUUGCAUCCCCCCCCCCCCCCCCCCCCACUAAUGGUUAAGAUUGGGGGAGAGGAAGCUGAUCCUAGAUCGGUACCUAGGGGAAAACUUCACCCCAGAGCCCUAAUGAGGGUUGAUGAGAGAGGGGAAACUUAAAACUGACCUUAGAUCAGUGUCAAGGGGACAAUUUAUCCUAUUUCUGAAACAACGCUCCAGGUAGACUUUGCCCCUUAGGGACAGAUAUAGGAUCAGUUUACCUUCCCCAAGACCCUAACCUUCAACAUGAAGAGGUGGGAAUAAAAAACUGACAUUAGAUCCGUGUCUAGUGCCUAGAGGCUACUUAAACCUAUAUCCGUAAAACAACAGCAGUACAUGAAACGACCAGAAGGACACUCUAAUGACCCAGUCAAAUGUGACCCGUUUCAGGAAGCUAGCCGUAUGUCGCAUGACACUACUUCACAGGAGAGGCAUUUGAACUUAUUUUUUAAAUGAUGAUUAAAAUACAUUUUUGGGGCAGAAAUGCGUUCUGGAACAUGUGAACUUUCAUGUGCCUUAAUAACAAUGUGCCUGUAUUCCAAUGUGCCUGUAUUCCAUCGGUAAAUACAAGUAAAAUUGUUAAAUUACGAUCCUAGUUGGUUUAGCCACGGAAAAAGACAGGAACCUUCCCGCUAGCCAUGAUUGGCUGAGAUAAUGGAUGGGCUGGACAUGCCGGGAGAUGAGUUUGGAUUGGUCUGCCAUGUAGCAUGCUUCUGUUUAUAACGUGAGCUGCUCACUAUGUGUUGAUAAUCCUUUGUACCGCAGAUUUUUUGAAAGAUAUAACGUUACCUAUCGAGAACUACAAAAGUUUUGCUACUUUUCUCAACAACAUUGAUGCCCUGGAUUUAGCAGGCGCUAUCUGCAGAUCAGUUGGAAAAAGUUGUGAUGGGCUACUUUCUGCACACGCCACGGUCAGUGUGAACUGAGUGACUUGACACAACGCUGGCCAAACAAGAUGUAGCUACAAACAAAACGGUGUUAAAAGGUUCCAGUCUGCCGUGAAGCAUUCAUCCAUGUAUACGUACAGGUAAGAGUCUAGCUACAUUUUCAGAUAUUAUACGUUUCUAAUAUGGUCAGAAAGUAAUUUUCAUUGCAAGUUAAAGCGUAAUGUUAGCUAGCUAGCGAGCGUUAGUUUGCUGGCUCGCUAGCUAACGUUACGUGUAUGAUCUAUGAAGUAAUAUUAUUAGAAUCAGAAAUCCAUUUGCAUUGCUAGUUAUAGCCUAACGUUAGCUAGCUAACAUUGAACCUAGUUGGUUAGCUUUAGCUACCUGCAGAUUCAUACUACAGCUAUGACAAUCAGUUUGUAUUGGUGGUAGUAGUAUGAGUUGGGAUUAUGCCGGUUCAUUGUUUAGCUAGCUAGCUACAUGUCUAAACAAAAGACUCCACGCCAGAUGAUUACAUGACCCAUCAAGUUAACCAGGUGUAUCUGGGGGUCAUUACGGCCAUCCAUUGUAUUUCAUGAACAUGUGUACAUGUCUAGACAAUAGUGACCCAUCCACUUAGCUAGAUAUGGCUGGGGGGUGGGUAUAGCAUUUAUUUCACAUGACCCAUCAAUUUAGACAAGUGUGUCUGGGGGAUAAUUAUAAAAAACGUUCUGUUUUUGAUAUUGCUACUAUGCAAAUAUGCAAGUAACCAUUUCACUGUACCGUAUUACACAUUCUGUAUCCUGUGCAUGUGACAAAUAAACUUUGAUUUGAUUUGAUAUAGUGUGUGUUUACCAGAGAUGGUAAUGUGGAGAACAACAUGACCUGCACCAAAGUCUGAUUAGGAUAUAGGUCAAGGACUAGAUAUAGUCUAUUUUUACCUGGAGUUUUUCCUUAUUGUAGGCUGCUACUUUUUCCACAUUCAGUCUUGAAAUCUUUGGUUGUUUACUACACUACUCACUCUGUUUAGCACAUGGCCUCACAUGUGAAUCCUUAAAGAGAUGGGUGGGGCUAAGGCUUUAGAGGGUGUGAACGAUGCUGAAUGGGUGUAGACAAAGAAGAGCUCUCCAGUAGGUGUACCAAAAUAUUCAAGAGCCAUUUUCUCAAAAGUGGGAUUAGAAAAAGCUUCCAAAGCAGAAUUACUUUCCCAUUGUUCCUCAACUGCAGUGUAUAAUAUAAAAUGUUCUAACUCUGAGUCUCUACUUUUAUCCAAUGUAAAAAAAAAUAUAUAUACAUAUAUAUAUAUAUAUAUCCAAAUUUGCUACAUAAGAUUUGUCCCGGUGGUGGGUCACAAAUGAAGACAACACCAGGGCCUGUAUUCAUAAAGCGUCUCACAGUAGGAGUGCUGACUUAGGAUCAGUUUAGGCUUUUAGACCAUACUGAAUAAGAUACCCCAGUAGGCUACUAUAAAUAAAUAACACUGUAUAGGGAUCAGGUAAGGUUAUUAUCAAGGUUCCCAUCUCCUUGAAGCUAUUAAAAGGUUAUGGGCCCUAUUGGCCCUGGUCAAAAGUGCACUACAUAGGGAAUAGGAUACCAUGUGGGACACAACCCCAAGAGGACAAGACCAGUAGGCUAUAGGCUACAAAAUAACACUACAGCUUAGGGCAGUGGUUUUCAAACCUAUCCUCUGGAAUCCACGACAUUUCACGAUUUUUGUUGUAGCCCUGAAGUAGCUCACCUAAUUAAGGGCUUGAUGAUAAGUUAUUAUUAUUAUCAAGGUUCCCAGCCAUUCCCUUGAAGUUAUUAAUAGGUUAUGUAUUAGGCCUAAUAUAGCCUAUAUAACUGUCUAUGAGACAAUGCCGCAACGUAAACAACAUAUUGUAUUGUGUGCGUGGAAAUACCCGAUCAGGGUGGUUACUGAAUGGUGGACUAGUCUACACCCGACCUUGGCCGACCCUGAACAGAAUAUAGGCUACACCAUAUCACUAGAGCAACAACAUAUACGACCUUGGUGUGAUUUUACACGUAUUUAAUGUCUCGGAGGCCUGGAGAAUAAUAUAGGUCAAAAGGCAGAGUGACAUAUUGGAACAAGCCACAUAGCCUGUACUCUAUAGGCCUACAAUAACUGGACCACACACAUAUGCUAUGCACUUUAGACAAAAGCUCUCUAUAGCCUACCAUUAGUAGGCCUACUAAUAACAUAAUACUCUCUACAUGCCACUCUAUAGGUUGCAUAACACGUUAUAUAGACUAAACAAAAAGCGUGAAUAAUAAGUAGGUUAGACAUUUACGCAUUUAAUAAAAGUGUCAAAAAAGUGCACCUUCUAGUCCAGACAGCUCGUGAUGUCAGCGUGGAACCGACCGACUCGCGUGCACCGAGUAGCCUACAGUGCCACGAGAGGAGACGGUUGGCCAGCCGGAUCAGUGAGACUGUCUGGAAAGCCAAUUUGCCAAAUUAUGUCCGACGCACGCAGUCUAUUUGUCUGGGGAAAUCAUUUAAUUUAUAAUGUUCAAUUCCCAUCUUAACGGAUAUUACUGGAAUACUUUUGAUGAUAAGGUGGUUUGUUUUAGGACUAACUGAUGCCCCAGCUUUCGCCCCAUCUCUCUCUCUUUCUUUCUCUUCCCUUGUUUAUUUACCCCUGAAUUAAAGAUAAACAAACGAACCUAUUUCGUUCUCAUCACCUCAUCCCAACGAUAAACCCCCUCAUAAUAACCCCCAACAUGUGAACUUGGGGCAGCGUCUUGGUCUCACGGUGGUCUGGUCUGACUGCACCGCUGGAUAAUCACCGCACAACAACAAAGAUAAAGAACCGUCUAGAGAGAGGAGGGUGCUAUGGCAGACAGCAGUGUCCCGCAUGGCAUGAGAGCGAGUGAGGGAGAGCACACGAUCACACGACCCUCAAAACCCGAUGGCUGCGCUCAAGCAAGGCAUCUCACAUCGCCAACAAUGUUUAAAAUGUUUAUAAAAUCUCCAACAUACCGGGUCAAUCUGAUAAAACUCGAUUUUACAGACAAUGAUAAUCCCAAUAUUCUCGCGCACCGCACACCAUCCACAAAAAUAAAUUUGGGGCGCAGCUGGCACCAUGCAACGCCGGAUGUCCAUUAUUAAUUUUUAAUACCGCACAAAAAGCCAGAUUUAGAUAGCGUGUGGAGUGGCUUCGCACGCAACAAUGUAGCCUAAAUUACAGUCUACAUACUUUAUAGCAAUGACCAAAAAAAACGAAUAUGUUGCGAGUAAAAUAUUUCGAUAUAAAAGAAGUUACCUCGUUUCCCCUCUUGUCAUUUCCUCCACCUGACUGUGCAGGCUACAGUAGCCUAACCGACUCGAAUAUGACAGAUAGUGACAUUAGCCUACAGCCAAAGUUGAAAGGGUUUUCAGGAGAUCGAAUAGCAUGCACCGCUCUCAAGAUGCAGUUGAACCCUCCUCCCCAAAUAUACUCUGUAUCGGUUCUCCUAAAAAUCAUUUAACAAAAUAAUAGCGCAAAUACUUAGCCGAACUACGAUGUAAGGCCAAGAGGGGAUAACUACCAACUUCAGUAAAUUACAAAGCUAAAGUGAGGUGACUAGCUACAUAGCUAUACCUUAUUAGGUUUCGGUCUUGUCCCCUUGAAAGAAUCCUCUCCAGACAAGUAGGCUACAAGGUUACCAACCCACACCAGUGUAAAAUUUCUGCCUUGAGCCUUAACCGCUCCAAAGAUUAUUACGCAAAUCCAAGUGUGAUAAUACGGCGACAGUGAUAAUACAGCAAACUCAUUAUUUAUCCUCACAUAAAGGAAGUUAGUUUCAAACAGCUGGUGUCGAGCUAGUCCAUAGUUGAUCAAACGGGGACAUCAAGGCUGUACAGGAUAAUGUCUGAUCCAAAACAGAACAGAUUUCGAAAUGAGACCAGACACAAUGAAAAUAUCUUGAAUUAUUGCCUCCAUCAUGCCUGGAUAAACCUAAUUCUAUUUUCUAGAAGCUCAUAAAUAACUUACACAUCUCCACGGAGCUGUCUAACCCCCUUACGCAUCACAUGGUGUCGCCCGUAUGACUCACAAUUAAAAAAGAGCACACUGGUAGCCUACUUUCAAUUUUUCGGUGGAAUGAUAACACUUUAGUUUUCUCAUCCGCUUUUUGGCGGGGAGAGGGGGCGUGGGCAUUGUUCCGAGGACGUUAUAUGUUUUGUUAUUGUGUAUACAUGUUAAUGGAUAGGAUAGAAUACACACUCGGUUACAUUUGACAUGGCCUCCCCUUAAAAGCGAAAUGACCGACACACGCGCGCUCCGCUCGCGGAGCAAUGGAGAAAAACUCCUGAUGCAAAAUGGAAACUGUGUCGACGGGUAAACACAGGCUCUCGGUGCACGAGGGCAUACGAGUUCACCGCAGCGCUCAAUUCUAGUGGGCGAGUUCGUUUUGGAAGGCCCGGUGUCCCGGUUGCAGGAGUUUGUUCAUUGUAGACUACUCCAUUGGUCCUUAAGUGACAUCUUCACGCACCCGAGGCACCGGGCCAUGCAAAACGAACUUGCCUAGUGAAAACGGAUAUGGCUGGCUGGGGGAUCGACGAAACGCAACGUCAGAGCUGGGGCGGGUUCAUGUGACCCAUCUUUAGGACACGGUGAAGAAUGAGGGCCUGAACCGGGUGAACCGCACGACUACUUACUGUACCGGGGGCUCUAGCCUGCUUCCUGCCGCGCCGCUCUAUAGGCAGAUAAUUACAUGAAAUCCGAGAAUAUAGGUCAGAUUCCUAUUAAAAUGUAAUGGAAAAAGAGUGGCUAGCCUAGCUAUCCUACUCUGCUACAUGCAGGCCUAUAUCACACUUAUAAGGAGCCUAGGCCUACAGAAAGUAAACAUAUGUUAAUUUUCUAUUCUUAAAUCUUAAUGUUACACAAAAGUAGGUUGGCACUUGCCUGUGUGUGCGCAGGACGUCAAGUUACAUUACCAUGAAUAAUACAACAGCUUAGUGUAGCUCAGUUGGUAGAGCAUGGCGCUUGCAACGCCAGGAUUGUGGGUUCGUUUCCCACGGGGGGCAGUAUGAAAAAAUGUAUGCACUCACCAACUGUAAGUCACUCUGGAUAAGAGCGUCUGCUAAAUGACUAAAAUGAAAAUGUGGCGAGAGAGAGAGACAGAAAAUGCGAGUGUGCGUUUGUUUGUGAGCGAGAGGGUGUGUACGUCCGUGUGUGUGUCCAUGCGUACGUGCGUGUGUGUGUAUGUGAGAGACACAUUGAGAGAAAGCGAGAGCGAGUGUGUACACGUUCUUGUGUGUACGGUAUGUCCUCUCCCAGUACUCUCCCAGAUAUAGGCCACAGUAUAUGACACAUUCCAUAUGCAACGGAGAGAGCAACGCAGCUGACAGAGAAUGAUCACAGACAUUUUAAUCCAAUCACUGAACGAGCCUGUCUGAACCAUAUAUAUUCUAGAGUGUAUAGGUCUGUGUUCUGAUUCCAUCUCUGUGGCCAGAACUGUGGAACACGGUAACUAUGGGACACCAAGGCCAUUUAUUCUGUUGAUAACAAUAGUCAUAGUCCAGGUGGGUAGUUGUUAAAAAUGAGACAGAGAGGUUUAGACUAUUGAAAGUGUGUGUGUGUGUGUGUGUGUGUGUGUGUGUGCCUGUGUUUGUGUGUGUCUAUGUGUGAGGUUGUUGAAGGCCAAAAAGGAAUUUCAAACUAAAAGCUUUCCUCCGCUGUAGCCUAUCUACUGAUCGUCUACAGUUCAUCACAUUUGGUCCUGUAUCUUCUUCAGUCUUCAUUAUCUGUAGGGUGCCGUUUGGGAUAUGGGGAUUUUCUGUCAGCUUCACAGCAGCAGGCCUAUGAUGUUGUGUAAUCAGAAUUGUCUGAUCCUAGAUGAUGAAUGAUAUCUGUAAUUUUAUGUAACCCUGUAAUCCCUCAUCCACCUGUUGCACAAAUGGCUCAAUUGUUUCCCCCCCCCCCUCUCUAUAGCCUAUAGGCUAGUCGUUUUCUAUAGCUAUAGCCUUAACUCCAUUUUAACUAUCUAAACGUCCAUUGUAACUCCAUUCUAACUGUGUAAAUGUCAACUUUAACUGUACAAAUAUGGUAAGACACUCACAGACACAGACACAAUGACAUCUGUGUUUGUCAGUGUGUGUGUGUGUCCUUUUUACAAAGGUAACUAAUACAGAGGGCCUAUUAUCUAAAGGUCAAGACCUCUACACAUUCUCUCUCUCUCUCUCUCUCUCUCUCACACACACACACACACUAACACAUACACACACUCAAAGGUGGCGUUCAUCCCGCAUAAACUCCUUUAACUGGUUCCUCCAGGUUAUGUUACACAUUAGUCCGAGUAGGAAGUCGUAUGUUCGCAAUGAAUGGUAAAGAACAGUCCUCAUAAUAUCAGGUGUAUGCAUGCAUACCUGUGUGUGUGUGUGUGUGUGUGUGUGUGUAACAGAGACAAGUGUCAGGUGCAGGCUGAGGAGGAUUCAGAAGGAGACAAGACACAGUGUACCAGACACUGAAACAGGGAUUUUACUAAGGGAUUCACAUGGACAAUGUCACUGUAUACACCUACACAUUAGAUCACACUUCCACAACGCCUGAGUCAGACAAGUCUUUUUCCAGUGUCACAAACACACACAUCUUUACGUGCAAUACGUUUCCAUGGUGACCACAAUGAACGAGCUGUUGUGCAAGUUGCAACCUAGGUCUAGUGUUCCUAAUAAUGGACCUAGGCUUCCACAUAUCCACAUAUCUACACAGCUGGAUUAUAUAGAACAGUUUUCUCUCAUGUAAACCAUGCAAACUGAUCUAUUCAUGUUAGCCCUGGGCUGAAUCAUGUCUACCUCAGUUAGCGUCCUAAAUGACACCCUAUUCCCUACAUAGUGCACUACUUUUGACCAGAGCCCAAUGGGCCCUGAUCAAAAGUAGUGUGCCAUACAGUAUAGGCAAUAGGGUGUCAUUUGGGACGUAGCCUUGAUCUAUCACUGUUGAUCCCUCUGUAAACCGCCCCGCCACCACAACUAUCAAGAAGGCUUAAAGGAAAAUAGAACAUAAUUUGGUCUUUCUCAAAAGUAGCUGUAUAUUGAUGUAUCUUUCUUGACUUUUUGGCUGAGCUGAGGAACAAGCUGUCUCAGAGAUAGGUGGCCCUAACCUGGUCCCAGAUGUGUUUGUGCCAUUUUGCCAACUCCAUUGGUGUCAUUUUCAAGCCAAACAUGUUUAGUAUGACAGUGAAUGACAAGGAGUUGGCAUGAUGGCACAAACAAGACUGGCACUCAGGCUAAGAUGGCUUCUCUCUGGGUGGGGGGGGGGGGGGGGGGUUGUUGUGGCUGGCUGGAGCUGAGGUGCCUUCCUACAGAAAGCACCACACAUCGUUUACACAAGAGGGGGUAGAGUUUGAUAGCAAGCACCUGCAGGGUUUGGGCUCAAUUCAAGUUUAACUCAAGUUUAUUUAGGAAUGGAAAUGUUUCAGUUUUGAAUUAGGAUUUUUCAGUUAAUUUUAUAGGGACAUUUCCAUUCAAUUCCUGAAUUGAUAGGAGUUAGUUGUUGAAAUGGAAUUGACUCCUCCAACCCUGUCCCUGCUGCAAGACUAGUUGUCCUGUGGUCGACAACAAACACUGGCUGUUAUUGUGAUCAUGAUCACCAUGAUAACCAAACCAGGAGGACCUAGGGUUGAACAAUUCUAGGACAUUUUCCCAAAUUCCCAAGUUUUCUAGAAAUCCCAGUAGGGAGAUUCUUGGAAUCAAAAGGGAAUACGUAGGAAAUCUGGGUAUCCUCCAACCAGGAUUUCUGACCAGGGAAUUUGGGAAAAGUUACUGGAAUUUUGCAACCCUAGGAGGACCAUAACGAUCCCGGAGAGCGACGAUGGGAAAGGAGAGAGGAUAGCGUAAGGAGUUGUACUGGUGGUUGACGCGCUUAAAAUGGAGUGGGGCUCUUCAGUGUAGUUUCUCAUGGCCGUCGGCCAGCCAACCACUCCUGGUAAUGUACUAGUAUUUACACACAGAAUGACUCAACAAUAAUCAUCAUAGUAACAUAAUACAGACACUGCCUCCACAUAACAUAACAGUCAACUUAUGUAAGAGCCAGGAUGUCAGUAAAAAAUCAAUACUAAACUUAAAUGAAGACUUUCUGAUAAUAAUAAUAAUAAUAAUAACAACACAAUGUACAGGAAAUGUAAACAAUAACAAUAACAGGUCAACUUAAACCUCAAAGAUGCCACGUUUUAACUGUAGCUAGAGAUGCGAGAGUGACAUCUAUGUGCUACCUGAUAAUAUCAAGUUUGUCAGUGUGAGCUAUGCCUUCCAGUGCAUUAUCAAAACAAAUACAUUGUUAUUCUCAAAUAUAAUAACAUAUCUCGCAUGUAAGGAUUAUAUGUAACAUAUAAAAUGAUAUUAUAUCAUUUGAUAUUCCAUAUUACUUUCAUACCUGCUAUCCAAUAAAUAUAAUUAUGCAUGCAUUCUACAACACGUUGGAACAUCAGCAGCAUGAUGACAUACAUAUAUGUUUCGUAUAAUCCUUACAUUUAUAGUGUCAUAUACUUUUCUAUCUACGAAGUAUUAUACAUUACUUAUCUAUAUUCUCACAGAUUUGAUCCCAACAUUAGAACAUGAUUGUUUAAGAUUCUCUCCCAUCUGACUUGACUGCUGCAGGUUCCGAUGGCGAUGCACAACAUUCUGACAACGUUGCAGUGACGUAAGAAAGACAUUGGGAUGGAGGGAUGUAGGAAUGUAGCCGGGGAGGUAAAGAGGAGGGAACAGGGGGGUUCAGGAGUCAAGUUGUAGAGGAAUCCAGUCCAGGAUGGAUGAAGUGAAUGAAGAUAUGUGGCCAAAGGAGCAUCAAAGAGAACCCAACCCUGGAGAGAGAGAGAGAGAGAGUUACAUCAUGCCAAUAAAGCAAAUUGAAUUGAAUUGAGAGAGGGGAGGGGAGGGAGAGAUAGAGAGAGAGAGAAAGAGAGGAGCCAUUAUAAACGCUAUAUACCUAGUUUAUUCAUUAUAUAUAUUUUUACAAAUAUUUUUGUGGGGUUUUACGUGUUUUAUUGAGCUAGGACAGUGAAGAGAAGACAGGAAAGGUAGGAGAGACUGCUAGUCAGAAGGACAGUAGGUCAGAAGGACAGUAGGUCAGAAGGACAGUGGGUCAGAUUCCAACCCAUGCCAUCUCUGGUAUCCUAGGAGAUGUGUGCCGUGGGCCCUGACACAUUAAUGCUUAUUCUUGAAAGCUAGUAUACUGUGCUAUGUCAGGUGUUAUAAUGAGACAGUAGGACUGACCUGGUGUUACUCCCAGAAGUAGCGGAGGUACCAGAUGGUCUCGUUCUUCAGCUGAGGUCCAAACAGAGGGUUGGCCUGGGCUAGGAUCGCUAUCAGCCAGCUGCACACACACACACACACACACACGGAGAUACACACACACAUACGCAGUAAGUAGACAACCUGACAUUAACUUAUACAGUAAGUAUAGAACCUGCCAUUAACUUAUACAGUAAGUAGAGAACCUGACAUUAACUUAUACAGUAAGUAGAGAACCUGACAUUAACUUAUACAGUAAGUAGAGAACCUGACAUUAACUUAUACAGUAAGUAGAGAACCUGACAUUAACUUAUACAGUAAGUAGAACUAGGGCUAACAUAGAGCAUAGAACCUGACAGGACUUCCAUACUCACAAUAACCAGCAACAAACAGCUGUCAAGAUCAAACUAGUGAUGACAACCCUGUGAAUAGAAAGAGUCAACACACAUUGAUACAAACCAUAUCAGCUAUUAUCACAAACACACAAGCUUGCACACACACACACACACACACACACACACAUACUAUAACCUGCUUAAUAUGAACGGUAUCUUUGAUAUACAGUAGCUACUACUGUGACAACUGCAUCGCGAGCGGGCCAAUAGCAGGGAUGAGAGAGAGGUUAUCGACGCGUCUAGGCUACUUUCCAGGGCCUACUGUUUCCAUCCUGUUCAUUCAUUACAAUCCGAGAUAUAGGAACAUAUCCUUACAAUGCAAAAUAUUAGUAUAUAAAAAAAAGAUUUCAUAUAAUAAGCAAAUAUAAAUAAUUACCAGAUGACCAAUGUACACUAUUUUUCGCUUCUGUUAUGCGUUUGUAUGGAUAACGGUAAGGUAGGAUACCUACCCUCGGUUUGGUCCUUUGGGCACGAAAAAGGGUGCUACGAUACCAACGAGCGCCCAUAAGGUGGUGAAACAGAUCAUCGGCAGCGCGAAAGAGCCCAUCGUUACACCGAAUAGAUCACCGGGUGACAGAUAAAUAAAUAUCAAAUUGUGUCCUUAGCUAGAACAACAGCAUCAACGGUCGGAUGCGUUCCUUCUCAAUAACCCCCUUGCAGUUUACUCCCGCCUUCUCCCAUUAAAACGCCUCUGAUUGUCCGGGAGCGUUAUGAUUGCAGUCUUUGAUUGGUUUAGAUUGUGUGUCCGUCAGCAUUAGGAAACCAGUGACUGGCUAGUGGAAUGCGUAUGGGCCUAGUUUGACAGCAGAUCGGAAGUGGAAUGUAACAGUAACAAAUUGUUGACACAAUGUAACAAUGGUGCCGAGUUAAAAGUAAGUAUAGUUUGUAUCACACUUUUUCCUGAAAUGAAUACAUUGGUCACUGUAAUGGCCUUGGUUAUAGCUAAUUAUAAACUGGGUGGUACUAGCCCUGAAUGUUGAUUGACUGACAGCCAUGGCAUAUUAGACCAUAUACCACGGGUAUGACAAAACAUUUAUUUUUACUGCUCUAAUUACAUUGGUAACCACUUUAUGAUAGCAAUAAGGCACCUCUGGGGUUUGUGGUAUAUGGCCAAUAUUCCACGGCUAAGGGCUGUGUCCAGGCACUCCGUGUUGCGUCGUGCAUAAGAACAGCCCAUAGCCGUGGUUUAUUGGCCAUAUACCACACCUCCUCGGGCCUUAUUGCUCAAAUAUAAGAUACUUAAUCCGUAGGUUAUUUUCAAUGUGUUUCCACAUUUAAUAACAUAAAUGCCAAGUAACAAACGACAUGCGACUGAACGCUAAGUAGCCAUGUUCCCAACUGCUGUCAUGCUGUAGCGCAUGCACACAAGUAAACAGUAAGAAUGAACCCAUUCAUCACAGACACGGAUGUAGUUUUGGACUGUAGGAUAUUUACAUAUUUUCUUAUACACUGAGUAUGCCAAACAUUACGAACAUUUGUUUACCAAAGGAUAACACCUGAAAGCAUUACAUAGGCCUAAUGAAAACACUUAUUUCCAUAGUGGUCUUCGAUGGUAGCCUGGGUACCAGUCUUUUUAGCUAACAUCCUUGUCACUGUUGUCAUUUGGGAAAAAUGACAUGGUACACCAUGCUACCUCAAUAGUAAAAACAAAUGACAAGUUCUUCUACAAUGAGUCACCUGAGGUUUUAAUAAACAGGCCUAUAGAUUGAAAUGGACAGGAUUUAGCUUAGCUAACUUUAUCAUGAACUGUGACCUCGUCACGUAUGGCUUACUGUCCAAAGUAACUGCCAAAAUAAUGGAAACACUUGAGAAAAUGAGGGAUACAAAGUACACUGAACUAAAAUAUGAAAGCAAAAUGUAAAGUGUUGGUCCAAUGUUUCAUGAGCUGAAAUAAAAGAUCCCAGAAAUAUUCCAUACACAAAUAAAGCUUAUUUCUCUCAAAUGUGCACAAAUUGGUUUACAUCCCUGUUAGUGAGCAUUUCUCAUUUUCCAAGAUAAUCUAUCCACAUGACAGGUGUGGCAUAUCAAGAAGCUGAUUAAACAGCAUUAUAAUUACACAGGUGCACCUUGUGCUGGGGACCAUAAAAGCCCACUCUAAAAUGUGCAGUUUUGUCACACAACACAAUGCCACAGAUGUCUCAAGUUUUGAGGGAGCGUGCAAUUUGCAUGCUGACUGCAGGAAUGUCCACCAGAGCUGUUGCCAGAGAAUGUAAUGUUAAUUUCUCUACCAUAAGACCUCUAAUGUCUUUUAGAGAAUUUGGCAGAACGUCUAACCGGCCUCACAACCGCAGACCAUGUGUAACCAUGCCAGCCCAGGACCUCCACAUCCGGCUUCUUCAACUGCGGGAUCGUCUGAGACCAGCCAACCGGACAGAUGAUGAAAUUGAGGAGUAGUUCUGUCUGUAAUAAAACACUUUUGUGGGGAAACAAUCAUUCUGAUUGGCUGGGCCUGGCUUCCCAGUGGGUGGGGCUAUGCCCUCCCGGGCCCAGCCAUGGCUGUGCCCUGCCCAGUCAUGUGAAAUCCAUAGAUUAGGGCCUAAUUAAUUUAUUUCAAUUGACUGAUUUCCUUAUAUGAACUGUAACUCAGUAAAAACGUUGAGAUUUUUGCAUGUUGCGUUUAUAUUUUUGUUCAGUAUAUAUUGAAAGCAGGUGCUUCCACACAGGUGUGGUUCCUGAGUUAAUUAAUCCAUUAACAUCCCAUCAUGCUUAGGGCCAUGUAUAAAAAUGCUGGGCAGGCCAUUAUUUUGGCAACCAUGGCUAUGCCCCCAUAGGAUGACAAUGCCCCCAUCCACAGGGCACAAGUGGUCACUGAAUGGUUUGAUGAGCUUGAAAACUAUGUAAACCGUACACCAUGGCUGUCUCAGUCACCAGAUCUCAACCCAAUUGAACACUUAUGGGAGAUUCUGGAGCGGCGACUGAGACAGCGUUUUCCACCAGUGUCUUGCUCUCUGUCUUGCUCUCUCUCUCUCUCUCUCUCUCUCUCUCUCUCUCUCUCUCUCUCUCUCUCUCUCUCUCUCUCUCUCUCAAUUCAAUUCAAUUUAAGGGGCUUUAUUGGCAUGGGAAACAUAUAUUUACAUUGCCAAAGCAAGUGAAUUAGAUAAUAAACAAUGUGAAAUAAAAAAUAAACAGUAAACAUUACACUCACAAACGUUCCAAAAUAAUAAAGACAUUUCAAAUGUCAUAGGGGCCCCAAAAUUUGGGCCCAGCGUCGUGCAGGGUAGGGGAGGAAUGGCCAGCAGGGAUGUAGCUCAGUUGAUAGAGCAUGGCGUUGCAACGCCAGGGUUUGUGGGUUCGAUUCCCACGGGGGGCCAGUUAAAAAAAUAUGUAUUCACUACUGUAAGUCGCUCUGGAUAAGAGCGUCUGCUAAAUGACUAAAAUGUAAUGUAAAUGUAAUGAUGUGCACAGGGGGGGUGUGUUCAAUAGGGCGAUAUGGGCGACGCAAUGCCAAAGGGGAAAAAAGGGAAAGGGAUUUUUUUUUCUAAUAAAUUUAAUCACGGCAACAGUAGUUUAUCAGUUUUUGUAAUCUAGACGUCUGUUUCUGCCACAGUGCCACUAAAUGUCCAAUCAGGCUAAAGUCGUGCUUCAAAUGGCCCCCCCCCAUUUUGGGGCGAUUUCAGUCAGGUUGAAAUCCCCCAGAAGUCUGUCAUAGACUCCCAUGUAAAAUCUAUUUUUUUCAAAUAUCAGAGCUUUCAAUACAAUCUCUAUGGGUUUCUGAGGGCUUGCACUUACGCGCUUUCGUCAUCUAACUAUAAACCAUGAACGUAACUAAGAAAAGAGCGGGUAGCAGCGUCAUCAAUUCACUACUUCUAUCAAAAUGGCUAGGCUUCAGUGAAACUCGUUGUGUCUUUAAAAGAAGUUCCCUUUUUGUCGGCGAACAAAUGAAGAUAAUUGGCAACGAAACAAUUAGGACCUCCCAGACCAAAUUUAAUAAUUCACAGGUUUCUACUAAAGGGGGAAGUCCUACACCCCCAGGAUUUUUCCAAAAAAUUGGUACGAACGAAAAACCUGGCUAGCAGGCUGCGAUGUAGCUAAUGCAGUCUUCUGCUACCCCCCCCGCUUACUCUUUCACCCUGAAGGCGGCACGGCAGACAGCACCGCUGGACAGCGACUGGUGUGUAACGGACAGCAAAACCCUCUUUCAGGAAAGAUUAAGAAACAAUGCUUCAGACCCACAUGAUAGCUGUUGAGAUUGUCUGCUUUGGGGAGAGUUUAACAUUCCCACUCAACUGAUGAGGGAUACAGGCCCAGCUGUCCGCCGCCACAAAAGAUGAGGGUUUGUGUUGAUAAACACAAGUUUUACUGGAGAACUGAAACUGACAAAGGCUGCAAGAUAGGGCCCCUUUUUUCCAUUGUUAUUGGGAUAGGAACAGAACUUAUAACCAGCUCCUGACCUAAAUAGAUCUUAGCACAACAUUUUACUCAACAUAUCAUAUUCCAUAUUCACUAUAACAAAUUUUUACUACGACAUUAGCCAGACCGCCACAUCCUCAGCCGGCUAAUCCAGUGUGUGAAGUUUUGCGGGGUGGGUUUUAGUUAGCUUUGCGAGGCAAAGAUGAAACUGAGGGCCCACCAACCCUGGUAAGCCAACACUUUUUAGAUCAGUCAAUAAAUGCUUCUGGUAUUGACUUAUAUGCUGCCCCUGUCUUCAUGUUGUUGCUGGACAUAUCUUUUUUAAAAUGUGUGUGCAAAUAGUUAAAGUACAUAAGGGAAAAUAAAUAAACAUAAAUAUAGGUUGUAUUUACAAUGGUGUGUGUUCUUCACUGGUUGCCCUUUUCUUGUGGCAACAGGUCACUAAUCUUGCUGCUGUGAUUUUGCUGUGAUCUUGCUGCUGCUGGGAGUUAAUCAAAAUUGGAUUUGUUUUUGAAUUUCUGUCAGAGCAGAUGGUUGGGGGACCGGAAUUGGACACAACUAAGCCCAAAAAGGGAUUGUAUUUGAAAAUAACAAUAAUUUCAUACCUUGAUUACAUUGAGACACGAUUGUGAGACACAGAGUAGGUGAAUGGAUGAUCUCGCAUAUGUGGUUCCCACAAGGAAGCAUGGAGGAGGAGGUGUGAUGGUGUGGGGGUGCUUUGCUGGUGACACUGUCUGUGAUUUAUUUAGAAUUCAAGGCACAUUUAACCAGCAUGGCUACCACAGCAUUCUGCAGAGAUACGCCAUCCCAUCUGGUUUGCUCUUAGUGGGACUAUAAUUUGUUUUUCAACAGGACAAUGACCCAACACACCUCCAGGCUGUGUAACAGCUAUUUGACCAAGAAUGAGAGUGAUGGAGUGCUGCAUCAGAUGACCUGGCCUCCACAAUCCCCUGACCUCAACCCAAUUGAGAUGGUUUGGGAUGAGUUGGACCGAAGAGUGAAGGAAAAGCAGCCAACAAGUGCUCAACAUAUUUCAUAUUUCAUGUCUUAAAGUAAUGAUGGACUGUAAUUUCUCUUUGCUUAUCUGAGCUGUUCUUGCCAUAAUAUGGACUUGGUCUUUUACCAAAUAGGGCUAUCUUCUGUAUACCACCCCUAGCUUGUCACAACACAACUGAUUGGCUCAAACGCAUUAAGAAGGAAAGAAAUUCCGCAAAUUAACUUUUAACAAGGCACACCUGUUAAUUUAAAUGCAUUCCAGGUGACUACCUCAUGAAGCUGGAUGAGAGAAUACCAAGCAUGUGCAAAGCUGUCAUCAAGGCAAAGGGUGGCUACUUUGAAGAAUCUCAAAUAUAAAAUAUAUUUUGAUUUGUUUAACACUGUUUUGGUUACUACAUGAUUCCAUAUGUGUUAUUUCAUAGUUUUGAUGUCUUCACUAUUAUUCUACAAUGGAGAAAAUAGUAAAAAUAAAGAAAAACCCUGGAAUGAGUCCAAGCUUUUGACUGGUACUGUAUAUAUAUAUUUGUUUUGGAGUACAGAGCCAAAACAACCAAAAAUGUUUCACUGUCCCAAAACGUUUGGAGCUCACUGUAUAUAUACAUAUAUAUUUUUUGUUGCAAAAAACUUUGGGGGCCAAAGAAAAGUCACCUGUUGCCGAGUUUUGAUUGAGACUUUCAGAGCAAGUGCCUUUGUCAGACUAAAGGCUACAGGACAAACGAGGGAACAGCACACACCAGCCCAGCCCUGAGACAGCUCACACCAGCCCAGCCCUGAGACAGCACACACCAGCCCAGCCCUGAGACAGCUCACACCAGCCCAGCCCUGAGACAGCACACACCAGCCCAGCCCUGAGACAGCACACACCAGCCCAGCCCUGAGACAGCUCACACCAGCCCAGCCCUGAGACAGCACACACCAGCCCAGCCCUGAGACAGCACACACCAGCCCAGCUCUGAGACAGCACACACCAGCCCAGCCUGCUUUGCAUGUUCAUUACAUUACUCUGUGGCCCUGCGGCUGCUGCAGCUCAUGAGACUGUGAAGUGCUUUACAUGGUUUUACAGGGUUGAACAAGAAGGAAGGAAACCUUACACUGUUACAUUACUGAACUGCAGAACUGUACAGUAGAAACCUAAAUUAUAAAAAGGAGAAAGAAAGAGAGGGAACAACUUUAGUGUAUUGCAAUGGGUCCCAUGGCCUUGUCAGGGAGCAAGUUUAGUGUAUUGAGAUGCACCCAUUGCCUUGUCAUUGUUGGGCCAAAUAUUUUUAUAUAUGUGGUGGGGCAUCACAGACAGGCCUAAAUUGCCUUGCCAAAACCCAUGACUGAAGACAGUAAAUCAAAGCCAUGCAGUCUUCGGAACGCCUCAAGGUUAGCCUCUAGAACAAUAAAGUCAGAUAAAGCCUAUAUGACUGUAGAAUCCUUAUAUCCUCGAUUGAAAAUAUAAUAUAAAAUGUUUGAAAGAAAGAAUCCCUGUGUCCACAUAAAAGAGGUCAGGACCUUGAUGACACAGAAGGCAAUAAAGCACUGGGCCCGGCUCAAUCCCCCGCUACGUAAUCAACCCAUCAUCUUGUAUAUGGUUGUCUGCUUUCCCCCGCAGCAAGGUACUAUCCAGGAGACCUUGACUUGUGUGUGCAUUGUGACAUUCAACACUGUUUGUGUAUUGAGUGUAAUGUCCUUCAAACAGGGCAGUGUUCUGUUACCCCCAAAGCCUUUUUCAGUCUGCCUGUGGAAGCCUUGUGACGCAUGGCACCGCCGCCACCACUGGGGGAUACAACACACACACGUUGCACACGCACACAUACACACACACACACGUACACACAUUCACGCACGCACACACACUUGGUUCUGUCUGUUUUGUCCAGAGAAUUGUUUAAUAUUCAGAUGUCACUGCUCCUCCCAAGUUCUUUGUGUCUGCUCUAGCUAUGGAAACACAAUAUCACCGGUAAAACACCAGGGUCUAGCCCCAUAGAAAAGCCUCUCCGCACCAGGGCUGCAAUAGAAAAAUGCCUGUAGAGGGUUUUGUCAUAUUAAAGCUCUAUAGUAGCUCAUGGUUAUUAUGUCACUGCAAGAAUGUUGAUGGUCAUUCAUUCAUUCUAGAAUCAACACUUUUGUCUAUGGGGUUUUACAUUCGUCAUCUCUCUCUCUCUCUCUCUCUCUCUCUCUCUCUCUCUCUCUCUCUCUCUCUCUCUCUCUCUCUCUCUCUCUCUCUCUCUCUCUCUCUCUCUCUUUCUCUCUCUCUCAAUUCAAUUCAAUUUAAGAGGCUUUAUUGGCAUGGGAAACAUAUAUUUACAUUGCCAAAGCAAGUGAAAUAGAUAAUAAACAAAAUGAAAUAAACAAUAAUAAAUUAACAGUAAACAUUACACUCACAAAAGGUCCAAAAGAAUAAAGACAUUUACUGGUUGCCCUUUUCUUGUGGCAACAGGUCACAAAUCAAUUCAAUUUCAAUUCAAUUUCAAUUUCAAUUUAAGGGCUUUAUUGGCAUGGGAAACGUGUGUUAACAUUGCCAAAGCAAGUGAAGUAGAUAGUAAACAAAAGUGAAAUAAACAAUAAAUAUUAACAGUAAACAUUACACUCAGAAGUUUCAAAAGAAUAAAGACAUUUCAAAUGUCAUAUUAUGUAUAUAUACAGUGUUGUAACAAUGUGCAAAUAGUUAAAGUACAAAUGGGAAAAUAAAUAAACAUAAAUAUGGGUUGUAUUUACAAUGGUGUUUGUUCUUCACUGGUUGCCCUUUUCUUGUGGCAACAGGUCACAAAUCUUGCAGCUGUGAUGGCACACUGUGGUUUUUCACCCAGUAGAUAAGGGAGUUUAUCAAAAUUGGGUUUGUUUUCAAAUUCUUUGUGGAUCGCUGUAAUCUGAGGGAAAUAUGUGUCUCUAAUAUGGUCAUACAUUUGGCAGGAGGUUAGGAAGUGCAGCUCAGUUUCCUCCUCAUUUUGUGGGCAGUGUGCACAUAGCCUGUCUUCUCUUGAGAGCCAGGUCUGCCUACGGCGGCCUUUCUCAAUAGCAAGGCUAUGCUCACUGAGUCUGUACAUAGUUAAAGCUUUCCUUAAGUUUGGGUCAGUCACAGUGGUCAGGUAUUCUGCCACUGUGUACUCUCUGUUUAGGGCCAAAUAGCAUUCUAGUUUGGUCUGUUUAUAUGUUUGUUCUUUCCAAUGUGUCAAGUAAUUCUCUUUUUGUUUUCUCAUGAUCUCAAAUCUCUCUCUCUCUUUCUCUCUCUCACUCCGUCUCCCGACCUACUUCUCCUUCGCUCAUUCUUUCUCUUUGACAGUGAAGUAUUGCCACCUAGUGGUUUAAGACGUACUUUACUGGUCUUACUUUAGACUUCAGGCUGUAACUUUACCCGGGUAGUUUACCGGACACAGAUCAUAUCUGUACUAGAAUAAACUCGUAUAAUAAUACAGUAUAUUCUAGCGUUCAGCUUUUUCACUACAUGUCCUUUAGGUAAGUAGGAACUGAAGUUUCAAUAUCCUGAAACAUAUCAAAACAUUUUUAAUUUCAGAGCUGCCCUGAUAGUUUUAAUUAAAUCCGCAUCGCAAUCCGCUGUUAAUUUUACAUUUCAGCUUUCAUUUAUUCAACUUCAGAUGAUAUCUGAGUUUCAUUAUUGCUUUGGCAAUAGAGUGGCGGUGGCAGGAAGAAACAUGCAGACAUACAGGAAACGUUGCGCUCAAGCUAGUCUCGCGUAGCCAUACCUCGGUCAAGCUAUACGAGCUAUACACACUUUGUAUGCGCCACUACACUUAUGAAUACGGUAUCAGGUUGAAGUCGGAUUUGGACGAAAGAGCGCCCGUAAAGCCUAGUGUAGUGGCGCAUUCAUUCUGUCGGUCGGAUAGCUUGAUCUUUUGAUAGAGUCAGAUGUAGCUCGACGGCAUUCAGGAAACGGCGCAAAUAAAGGCAACUUGAACAAACAUUGAAGAUCCAUUCACCCAGCGUUUAAACUGUGGGGUAACCGCUGUCAGUACUGUAUGGUCAUUUUAUCCAGUUUUAAAGUUAUAUACUUUCAGUGUUUUGUAUAUUUUCUAUUCGAGUUGAUAAUGCUGGAUGGUCGAACUGAUGAAGUUCACAAGAGACAUUUGCCGACUACUGGGUAUUGGAGGCGGUAAGUAAAAGUAACUGCGCCGCCACUGUAAAGUUACCAAAUAUGUCUCUUAUGUCAAACACGCGACGAGUUUAAUCUGACAACAGCUGUGGAGUGUUUAUCGAUUUAUCGCUGGCGGGUCGGCUCGACUAAAAACAAGUUACACAAGUUAAAAUGCUCCUAUGCUAUGUGAUAGCCUAUUGUGAUCACAAAAAAGCGUGAUAUUUAAAAGAAAAAAAAGUCAGUCAUGCACGUUCCUAUAAAAUGUUGCCUUAUAUUUAAAGCGGCAAUACGAAAUUGAAACUAACAAAUCUGAGGGAUGGGGUUGGAAAAAUGUAACCGCUCUCAAAUUCAUAGUUCGAGCUGUGGAUGUAAGGACUGACCAUCCAUGAUAUCAAAAUUAUAGUUUUAACCAUGUGUUGAGUCUGUAUAGUGUUUGUUUACAUAUACUUUAAUUACAAACAUCGGAGAAAAACAAGUUUAUAUUUUGGGUUCUGAUUGGGUACGACAGUUGAACUAAGCUCAUUAGGCAUUUAUAAAUUACAUUCUUCAAGGACCAAUGGGUACACAUCAUCAAUUUAACUGCAGAUUGCCCCUUUUUUAAACAAGGUGUAUUAGCGAUCUUUCUGUUUGCUCUGUCUCUCUCUCGCUCACAUAAUCAGUAUUGUGGAGCUCAGUUGGUAGAACACGGCGUUUGCAACGCAAGGGUUGUGGGUUCGAUUCCCACGGGGGGCCAGUAUGAAAAUGUAUGCACUCACUAAAAAACUGUAAGUCGCUCUGGAUAAGAGCGUCUGCUAAAUGACUAAAAUGUUAAAUCCUUUGUGUAGGCUUGUCUGUCUCUAUCUGCAUAUGGCUACACGCCACACUGGAAUCUGAGACUUUGUUUCCAUUUUGCUUACAAGACAUGGUGCAGUGCCCGUAGCUCAGGGGACACAGUCCUCUUGGCUCAGGGGUUGUGUGUCUUUGUGGAACAGAUCUGGUCCUUUGUAGCUCAGAUGGUGGUGCCUGUAAUUCCAAAGUAGUGGUUUCAAUUCCCAGGACACCAACCAUACGUAAAAUGUAUGCACGCAUGACUAAGUCGCUUUGGAUAAAAGCGUUUGCUAAAUGUAAUAUAUUGUUACAUUAACUCUGGAAUGAAACUCUACCCUAAAGUAGGAGAACAAUUUGAUGACUAAUUCCAAUAGAACGCAGUCACCAGUAAUUCCCAGACUCUUGUUUAAAUGGAAAGGCCUUCUAUUCCUUAGGUCCUGGUUGAGUCUUUUGUCUCAAAUGGGUGUUGUGGUGCGGAAUGUAUGCCACUUCUUCUAUAAGCCAAGGCCACAGAGGACCGUGUAGCUAGGCCUAGGCUAUUACGCUCUCUAACUGAAUCAAAUCAAAUCAAAUCAAAUUUUAUUGGUCACAUGCGCCGAAUACAACAGGUGCAGACAUUACAGUGAAAUGCUUACUUACAGCCCUUAACCAACAGUGCAUUUAUUUUAAACAAAAAAGUAAGAAUAAAACAACAACAAAAAAGUGUUGAGAAAAAAAGAGCAGAAGUAAAAUAAAGUGACAGUAGGGAGGCUAUAUAUACAGUAAAAUAAAGUGACAGUAGGGAGGGUAUAUAUACAGGGGGGUACCGUUGCAUAGUCAAUGUGCGGGGGCACCGGCUAGUUGAGGUAAUAUGUACAUGUGGGUAGAGUUAAAGUGACUAUGCAUAAAUACUUAACAGAGUAGCAGCAGCGUAAAAAGGAUGGGGUGGGGGGGCAGUGCAAAUAGUCCGGGUAGCCAUGAUUAGCUGUUCAGGAGUCUUAUGGCUUGGGGGUAGAAGCUGUUGAGAAGUCUUUUGGACCUAGACUUGGCACUCCGGUACCGCUUGCCGUGCGGUAGCAGAGAGAACAGUCUAUGACUAGGGUGGCUGGAGUCUUUGACAAUUUUGAGGGCCUUCCUCUGACACCGCCUGGUAUAGAGGUCCUGGAUGGCAGGGAGCUUUGCCCCAGUGAUGUACUGGGCCGUACGCACUACCCUCUGUAGUGCCUUGCGGUCAGAGGCCAAGCAGUUGCCAUACCAGGCGGUGAUGCAGCCAGUCAGGAUGCUCUCGAUGGUGCAGCUGUAUAAUUUUUUGAGGAUCUGAGGACCCAUGCCAAAUCUUUUUAGUCCCCUGAGGGGGAAUAGGCUUUGUCGUGCCCUCUUCACGACUGUCUUGGUGUGUUUGGACCAUGAUAGUUCGUUGGUGAUGUGGACACCAAGGAACUUGAAGCUCUCAACCUGUUCCACUACAGCCCCGUCGAUGAGAAUGGGGGCGUGCUCAGUCCUCUUUUUUUUCCUGUAGUCCACAAUCAUCUCCUUUGUCUUGGUCACGUUGAGGGAGAGGUUGUUGUCCUGGCACCACACGGCCAGAUCUCUAACCUCCUCCCUAUAGGCUGUCUCAUCGUUGUCGGUGAUCAGGCCUACCACUGUUGUGUCGUCGGCAAACUUAAUGAUGGUGUUGGAGUCGUGCCUGGCCAUGCAGUCAUGGGUGAACAGAGAGUACAGGAGGGGACUGAGCACGCACCCCUGAGGGGCCCCCGUGUUGAGGAUCAGUGUGGCAGAUGUGUUGUUACCUACCCUUACCACCUGGGGGCGGCCCGUCAGGAAGUCCAGGAUCCAGUUGCAGAGGGAGGUGUUUAGUCCCAGGAUCCUUAGCUUAGUGAUGAGCUUAGAGGGCACUAUGGUGUUGAAUGCUGAGCUGUAGUCAAUGAAUAGCAUUCUCACGUAGGUGUUCCUCUUGUCCAGGUGGGAAAGGGCAGUGUGGAGUGCGAUAGAGAUUGCAUCAUCUGUGGAUCUGUUGGGGCGGUAUGCAAAUUGGAGUGGGUCUAGGGUUUCUGGGAUUAUGCUGUUGAUGUGAGCCAUGACCAGUCUUUCAAAGCACUUCAUGGCUACAGACGUCAGUGCUACGGGUCGGUAGUCAUUUAGGCAGGUUAUCUUAGAGUUCUUGGGCACGGGGACUAUGGUGGUCUGCUUGAAACAUGUUGGUAUUACAGACUCAGUCAGGGACAUGUUGAAAAUGUCAGUGAAGACACUUGCCAGUUGGUCACCACAUGCUCGGAGUACACGUCCUGGUAAUACGUCUGGCCCUGCGGCCUUGUGAAUGUUUACCUGCUUAAAAGUCUUACUCACAUCGGCUACGGAGAGCGUGAUCACAUAGUCGUCCGGAACAGCUGGUGCUCUCAUGCAUGCUUCAGUGUUGCUUGCCUCGAAGCGAGCAUAGAAGUGGUUUAGCUCGUCUGGUAGGCUUGUGUCACUGGGCAGCUCGCGGCUGUGCUUCCCUUUGUAGUCUGUAAUAGUUUUCAAGCCCUGCCACAUCCGACGAGCGUCAGAGCCAGUGUAGUAUGAUUCAAUCUUAGACCUGUAUUGACUCUUUGCCUGUUUGAUGGUUCGUCGGAGGUCAUAGCGGGAUUUCUUAUAAGCGUCCGGGUUAGAGUCCCGUUCCUUGAAAGCGGCAGCUCUACCCUUUAGCUCAGUGCGGAUGUUUCCUGUAAUCCAUGGCUUCUGGUUGGGGUAUGUACGUACGGUCACUGUGGGGACGACAUCAUCGAUGCACUUAUUGAUGAAGCCAGUGACUGAUGUGGUAUACUCCUCAAUGCUGUCUGAAGAAUCCCGGAACAUGUUCCAGUCUGUGCUAGCAAAACAGUCCUGUAGCUUAGCAUCUGCGUCAUCUGACCACUUUUUUAUUAGCCGAAUCACUGGUGCUUCCUGCUUCAGUUUUUGCUUAUAAGCAGGAAUCAGGAGGAUAGAGUUAUGGUCAGAUUUGCCAAAUGGAGGGCGAGGGAGAGCUUUGUAUGCGUCUCUGUGUGUGGAGUAAAGGUGGUCUAGAGUUUUUUUCCCCUCUGGUUGCACAUUUAACAUGCUGGUAGAAAUGAGGUAGAACGGAUUUAAGUUUCCCUGCAUUAAAGUCCCCGGCUACUAGGAGCGCUGCAUCUGGAUGAGCGUUUUCCUGUUGAUUAAUGGCCUUGUACAACUCAUUCAGUGCAAUCUUAAUGCCAGCAUUGGUUUGUGGUGGUAAAUAGACAGCUAUGAAAAAUAUAGAUGAAAAGUCUCUUGGUAAAUAGUGUGGUCUACAGCUUAUCAUAAGAUACUCUACCUCAGGCGAGCAAAACCUCGAGACUUCCUUAGUAUUUGAUUUUGUGCACCAGCUGUUGUUUACAAAUAUACACAGACCGCCGCCCCUUGUCUUACCAGAGUCAGACGUUCUGUCCUGCCGAUGUAGCGUAUAGCCUGCUAGCUGAAUGUUGUCAUUGUUGUCGUUCAGCCACGACUCCGUGAAACAUAAGAUAUUACAGUUUUUAAUGUCCCGUUGGUAGGAUAACCGUAAUCUUAAAUCGUCAAUUUUAUUCUCAAAAGAUUGAACGUUGGCUAAUAGGAUUGAUGGGAGAGGCAGUUUACUCGUUCGCCGUCGGAUCCUUACAAGGCACCCGGAUCUGCGUCCACGAUAUCUCCGUCUCUUCCUCACGCGAAUGACGGGGAUCUGGGCCUUGUUGGGUGUCUGUAGAAUAUCCUUCGCGAACGCCUCGUUGAAGAAAUUUGCUCAAGAUUUGCUCAAGAUACACUCUACUAGACUAACUAUAAUACAUUAAAUGUGGCAUUUAGCAGAGGCUGUUAUCCAAAGCAACUUAGUCAUGCGUGCGUACAUUUUACAUAUGCCUGUCCCCAGCGGGAAUCGAACUUGCAAUCAUUGCGCCAUGCUCUUAACGAAAUGUCAAUACACACUUCUGUGAAACACAUAAUGAACCCUUGUGGAUAUAGACACCUGUAAUGUUACGCACUUCCACAGUAGGCUAACAACAUGUAUGUAAACAGUAAUAAUCCACAGGCUAAUUGUCACCCCCGAUCAACAAAUUGCUUGAGAGAGAGAGAGAGAUGGCUGAUCUACGAAACUAAGAUAUACAUAACAUUACUCUCUUCCACAGUAAAUCUAAACUAGUUAAAUGUCAUUCCCAGGCUAUUUUCAGCAUCUUUCCUUCCGUCAGCUGGAGGUGGUGCAACAGCAGCCGAGCAGAGAGCAGAGUCAGUGUACAAUUCUGACAUGUCAUGAUGAUGUCACCAGUCUACCAGAUUGUUCUUGUUGUGGUAUUCAAAUGAGAGAUACCUGAUCGCUGUCAUCACAUGUUAUCACACUGAAGAAGCAGUGUAGGUUUGACGAUAGAAUCUGGGGCUGGAUGCAUUCCAAAUGGCUCCCUAUACAGUGUAGUACCCUUAGGCCUUUGUCAAAAGUAUUGCACUCUCUGGUCGAAAGUAGUGCACUAUAUAGGGAAUAGGGUGCCAUUUGAGACGCACAUGAAUGAAGUCUUUUACUUUCAGUUUGAUUGUCCUCUGAUUUUUAGCUGCCGAGAAAUCCUCUUUCAUGACGACUCACUCAUGUUUGAUCAGAACCAGAAGGAUGUCUUUGAACUGUGAUAUGAUGAGUUUCUCUGGUAUAAGGAAUUCAGGAUGCAAGAAUACAACUAAACUGAUACAAGGUAUUUAAUAAUACGGUACCGGAUUCAACAUAACAAGAUACACGUGAGUUGCCUCUUGCUAUCCGAAUGAUAGACCAAGAGAUCUCUCCGUUUAUAUACUUCAGGGUAAACAAGUUCUAACCAACAGUUGCCAACCAUCAGUGGAGGACACUCCCAACCCCGAUGGUAUCAGCUUGCACCCCAGUCAGGACAUUCUAUCUAUCACUCAUUCUAAUAUUAACACCACUGGCUUCCCCCAGACUUCUUGGCACCCAGACUUUCUGGCACCCACAGUGCCAUAGAUAAAUGGAAUGACCCCAUUCCCAAAUCCUGUGUAACAUGUCAUAUCAAACUGUGAUAAGAGAAUAGAGUAGAGUAGUAGAGUGAAUGGAUUAGAGUAGAACUUAAUUGAUCCAUUAUACACCAAUUUGUGAGCCGCUCUGGAUAAGAGCGUCUGCUAAAUGACGUAAAUGUGCCCUUGAGCAAGGCACUUAACCCUAAUUGCUCCUGUAAGUCGCUCUGGAUAAGAGCGUCUGCUAAAUGACUAAAAUGUAAAUGUAAUGUAAAUGUACAAGGACAAGUGAAACAUGUCUUCUUGCUGAUACAGACAGUACCCACCCCACCCGUCUGUAUCAUUGUGAUGACGGUGAUAGUGGUGGUGGUGGUAUGGAGAUGUGUUGUGUUCUUUGUGGUUGAAUGUGUGGGUGCUAACUACUAACUAACUGUUCCUCUUGAUUUUACUCUCUUCUGUCUUCUUCUCUGGUCUGUAAGCCCAAGGCAUUAUGGGGGAGGGGGGAUGGGUACUUUGUCUCUGAGUGGCAGGAAACCACAGGCAUGCAGCCACCACCCCGUUUACUUAGAGAGAGAGAGAGAGAGAGAGAGAAGCAGAACAACAAAGAAUUUGAAAACAAAUCCAACAUUGAUAACUCCCAUAUCUGUUAGGUGAAAUACCGCAGUGUGAAAUCACAGCAGCAAGAUUUGUGGCCCAUUGUCAUGAGAAAAGGGCAACCAGUGGAGCACAAACAACAUUGUAAAUACCACCAAUAUUUAUCUGUUUAUUUAUCUUACCCCACUAUUCAUACAACAACUAUUUGUACAUUGCUAAAACACUAGCUUAUAAUAUAACACUUGAAAUUUGUAUUUUUUUAAAACCUUUUUGAGUGCAACAUUUACUGUUGAUUUCUAAUCAUUUUUUGUUGAUGUUGUUAAAUUAGUUUCUUCUCACUUUUGUUUAUUUCACUUGCUUUGGCAAUGUAAACAUACAGUAUGUUUCCCAUUCCAAUAAAGCCCCAUUGAUUUAAAUUAAGAGAGAGGGAGAGGGAAGCAGAGAGAGAGAGAUGUGCAGAGGGAGAGGCAGAGAGCAUGGCAGAGAGAGAGAGGGAGACAGAGAGAGAGGGAGGCAGAGAGAGAGGGAGACAGAGAGAGAAGAGCGAGAGGGGGGAUAAUACCUUUCCCAGCAUUUUUCUGUUCCAUAUCAAAGUAGUAUAAGACAAACAGCUUCUCUGCUGGCCUUGGGAAACUGAUAUACCACAGGUGGUUUUCAUAUCGCACCAGAAAGAAGUGUGUUUUUUCUAACAAUGUUGCUGCUUGUUUCUUAGCAGUGUUUCAGUCAUCAUUUCUAUCUAACGUAGGCUCAGUAAAAUUGGAUGAAAAAAAUACACAAAAUGAACUAAACCUUCUAGUUUCUAAAAGUUUCCCCAGUUUUGUGACUACUGAACAUGACCCAGGGAGGAGCAGUUGUGUGUUUAAGGGGAGUGAGCCAUUGUUGACCGUGGUAAUCCCACAUUCCAGAACGUUCAGAUAGAAAUGUAUUGUGUAGAACAGAUAUGAUUGUCUAUCUAACAUGUAGAAUAGGGCAUGCUCUAUAUUAUUCAUUGCAUUUCUAUCUGCAAUGUUCUGAAUGUUUCACCUUACUGAACACAGACCAGAUGUAAGCCAGGCAGUCAGUCAGUCAGAAUUGCUGACAACAGCAUGCAGGUUUAGCUUGUAAGAAGCAAACAUACUGGUUGGAUUAGACCCUUUUCCUGUGCUAACUUUGUGACUUUUAUUAUUUCCUUAUGAAGAUGGAGAAUAUCUAAUUUCACACAUGGUUUAACCCUUGUUUGAGGCUGUUUUCAGUAUAUUUGUCAUGGUUGGAGUUGAGUGGGUCUGUCUCAAAUGACGUCCCAUUCCCUUUAUAGUGCACUACUUUUGCCCAGGGCCGAUACGGCUUCCGCAUGCUUCGGUUUGGCUGGCGCCUAGCCGAACUUUGCUAGGUGAACCGAGCGAGUGUGCUCGCAUACUCCCUUAAAAGAGCUUUGCUUGAAAAACGAGAAAGAAACAGCAAUAGUACUGUUUGUCCAUCUUGAGAAGUCCAUCAUUUCCUCAAAAUAGUCAGAAUUAAUCUAAGAUAACUCAAGAAAUCUGUCAUCAAUUUUGACGUUUUUGCUGAGGAGAUCUUAGUCGUGCAAUUUUACAUCUGAAGAUGUUUGGUGCAGUAUUGUUCAAGGGAAAGGGGAUUCCUAGUCAGUUGCACAACUGAAUACAUUUAACUGAAAUGUGUGUUCCGUAUUUAACCCAAACCAUAUGAGUCAGAUGCGGGGGGCUGCCUUAAUCGACGUCAUCGGCACCCGGGGAGCAGUUGUUGUUGUGGGUUAACUGCCUUGCUCAAGGGGAGAAUGGCAGAUUAUUCCACCUUUCCGGCUCGGGAUUUGAACCAGCGACCCUUCAGUUACUGGCCCAACGCUCUUAACCGCUAGGAAAUGAGUCGUCUAUCGUUGAAUCACAACAAACACUUAAUUGAAGAAUCCCUACUGUUGAUCAAUGACCGACGAAGGGGUGUUGACUUCGGCAACCGAAAUUCGGCUUGCCUCAAGAAAUGUUGUGUACCCAAACAGCUGCAAAAACCCCCAAAACUAAACAAACAAAACUUCACAACAUGUUGUCAUAAUAUGUGCAGGAACCGUUAUGGAUGAAAGGCAUACAGAUGCCUUUACAUAACAUAACAUAGCAUAACAUAGCAUAACAUAGCAUAGCAUAGCAUAGCAUAGCAUAACAUCCUAUUACUUAUAGGCCUGUUGGGUCCCAGAGGUCACACACGCAUGGACACAUAUACACACACACACACAGGCACACACACACGUACACAGGCACACGCUAUUGUAAGCAGCGUCCCUGUAUGCAAGAUGGAAUCUGCCAGGCCCAGUGCCGAUAGGUCUAGGCUGCAUCUCAAAUGGCACCCUUUUCCCUAUGUAGUGCACUACUUUUGACACUAUGGGCCCUGGUUAAAAGUAGUGCACUACGUAGAGAUUGGGAAUAGGGGGCCAUUUGGGACGCAGCCAUAGAGCGUAAGGCACAGGAGGUCUAUUCUCCAGUAUCAGUCAUGUUCCAUUAGAGAGUCUGCUGUCCAGAUGUCAGGUGGUUGUACCACUCCCACCUGUAGACACACACACACACACACACACACACACACCUCUCAGGGUCAGGUGAGGGAAGCACCCAGGUGGCAGACAGACAGUGGGUGUUUAAGGGGAAGGUUCUGAUCUGUCUGUGUUGCCCUCAACAGGCUACAGUCGGUCUGGAUUGAACCUUUUGGUUAAAGGUGUGUCCCAAGUGACACCCUAUUCCUUAUAUAGUGCACACAUUUUGACCAUGACUCAAAAUAGUGAACUAUAUAAUAUAGGGUGCCAUUUGGGACGCGGUCUGAGAGAGGGGGAAGAGAGUCAUUUCAUCAUGGUAGGACAACGAUACACUUCCUGUCUGGAUCCACUGGACCAAUACGUUUCCACCCGAAGAAGGAGGGAGAAUCUCCAGCAGCAUGUGUACUGUGCUGUGUUCUGUCUUCUCCUCCUUCUUCUCUUUCCUUCCUCCUCUUUCUCCUCUUUUCAGUCCCCGUCUAUGAGACCAACCUGUAGGGGAGAGUGGGGCAUGUUGAGACCAACCUGUAGGGGAGAGUGGGGCAUGUUGAGACCAACCUGUAGGGGAGAGUGGGGCAUGUUGAGACAUUUUUCUUUACAUUUAGCAUCCCUACGUCAAGGGAAAUGUAUAGUAUUCUUUCUAACCACGAUAUCUACAUAUAUUUCAGUAUGUUGUGUAUCCCUGGAAAUAAUCAGAAUCCAUGUAAACAUGGAUGGGAUAUAUCUGGCUGCUGCCUCUCUUCUUCCUCUUCCUCUUCCUCUUCCUCUUCCUCUUCCUCCUCCUCCUCCUCCUCCUCCUCCAAAGUCUCUAACUUUCUCAAUGAGACCAACCUGUAUAAAUAAUGUUACAAAAGUAACACUAAACAAACAACCAAGUGUUUGCUUUGGUUCAUUUGUGUUCACUCUCAGGUUGUGUGUGUUUCUAGAUGGGCCAGGUGAGCAGGAGGAGACGGAGGGAGGAGGAGGAGGAAGAGGUCCAGCCGCGGGUGGAGAGGUCCUGAGUGGGGAGGAGGAGUUGAGUGAGGAGGAGAAGAUCAGAAGGAGAGCAGAGAGACGCAGGGCUAAGAGGAAGGUGAGUAGAACACACACCUGUACCACAUCAUAAUCAACCUGGUAACGCUUCACAUUAAGUUGCUCUUAUACCUGUGUAACCUGUAAUAACACUGUAAUUACUACGGUAACAACAUUGUUGCUACAUAGUCAUUUAGAAAUUGCUGUGUAAUUAAUGUUAAUGAAUUAAUUGAGCAAUGGAGUUGGUUUUCGGUAUUGCACCAGAGGAAUAAGGAACCAUCUAUUUGUUUAUCUCUGUCAUACCUGGUCCACCUGUCACACUCCUGUCCUCCUUACCCUCCCUCAACACACCUUUACCAUUCUCUCUUUACAGAGACAGAAAGAACGAAAGAAACUGGAGAAGGAGGAGAAGAGCGGGGAUGCUGAGCAGGAGGAGGGAGGAGCAGCGUCUGAGUCUGAGAGUGAAAGUGAGGAGGAGAAGAGGGAGGGAGAGAGGGUAGGAACUCCUGCCAAGACCACGCCUCCUCUCACUGUGUCUGGGAACAAGAGCAACCACCAGCCCCCUGUCAGGACCCCAGAGGAGGUAGGAGAGAGGAGAGGGAGAGAGGGAGAGAGGGAGGGAGGGAGGGAGAGAGGGAGAGAGGGAGGGAGGGAGAGAGGGAGGGAGGGAGGGAGGGAAGGAGGUAGGAGAGAGGGAGGGAAGGAGAUAGGAGGGAGGGAGGGAGGGAGGGAGGGAGGAGAGGGAGGGAGGGUCUAUAUGAUUCUAUGGGCCCUGGUCUAAAGCAGUACAUUAUAGAGGGAGUAGGGUGCCAUUCAGGCCCUGGUCUAAAGUAGUGCACUAUAAGGGUGCCAAUUAUAUUCCCUACAGUCCCAUUAAUGUGAUUAUUAUACCUUCUCCUUCUCUAGGAGCCGGAGUGGGAUGUCUGCAGUGCGUUUGUGGCCAACGCUGCCAGUCACAUCAGACACAAAGCCAGGACCAGAGCAGGCCACGCCUCUAGAGAGAACAAGGAGAACGAGGCUGGAACCAGCGAGGUGGGCUGGACACACACACGCACGUUCAUACACACACGCGCACACCCACACCCACACCCAGAGGCAGUGUUAACUGACUUGUCUCAUUUCAGGUGGAGAGCUCAGACCCUCUGAAGAGGAAGGGAGCCUCACUAACAGGUAACAUUAACACAAUUGUCUCAGAAUGAUUAUUUAUAUUCACUGAAAUGACCCCAGUUUAACACUGUAUGUGUGUGUUCUCCUCCAGAGAAGGGUAUUCAGCUGUUUAAGCAGGGCCAGUACUCUCAGGCUGUGGACAUGUUCUCUGAGGCUAUCCACUGUGACCCCAAAGACCACAGGUACAUUUUUACAUUUUAGUCAUUUAGCAGAUGCUCUUAUCCAGAGCGACUUACAGUUAGUGAGUGCAUACAUUUUUUCCAUACUGGCCCCCCGUGGGAAACGAACCCACAACCCUAGCGUUGCAAGCGCCAUGCUCUACCAACUGAGCUACACGGGGCUCAGCACCUUAAAGCUUGACCUCUGACCCAAACACCACAUAUCACACUACUAUGCUCUCUGACCUGAAAUUAGAUCUCUGUCAACUUAUGUUUUCAUGUGUCCUCUCUCUCUCUCUCUCUCUCUCUCUCUCUCUCUCUCUCUCUCUCUCUCUCUCUCUCAGGUUCUUUGGGAAUCGUUCGUACUGCUACUGGUGUCUGGAGUUUUACCCCUCUGCACUAUCAGAUGCUCAGAAGUCCAUCCAGCUCGCUCCUGACUGGCCAAAGGGAUACUUCCGCAAGGGGAGUGCACUGAUGGGGUUGAAGGUCAGUGUCUGAGCUCUCUACUGUCAACGUGGACAUUGCUGUGUGUGUCUGUCUGUCUGUCUGUAAAAUCUGACUCUCUCCAUCUCCCCGUCUUCUCUCUCCAGCGGUAUGGUGAGGCAGAGAGGGCCAUGCAGCAGGUGUUGAAGCUGGAUCAGGACUGUGAGGAGGCCUCUACUGAGCUCUUCAACUGCAAGGUCCUGCAGCUCAUGGUGAGGGGAGACAGGGGUCAGGGUUCAGGCUCUAGUCUUGUGUUAUUGGAUGACUCAAUGUGUCCAAAGCUUUGUUGAUUGGUGAACUUGUCUGCUUCUUUGUCUUUUCAGGUUUUUUUUCUAAGAUCUGCUCUAUCAGUUUAUCAAUUCACCUCUCUCUCUCUCUCUCUCUCUCUCUCUCUCUCUCUCUCUCUCUCUCUCUCUCACCCCCCUCCCUCCCUCCCUCUCUCCCUCCCUCCCGUAGGAUCUGGGUUUUGAGGAGGGGCAGAGUGUGUUGCUGCUGGAGAAGUUUACCACGGUGCAGGCUGCUCUCGGCCCCCCUGAGGCUGCCAGAGGUAUAGGGAAAAGGUGCACUACCAGACCCCACCACAGGGGGCAUAGUAUAGACAGGAUGCACUACCAGACUCCACCACAGGGGGCAUAGCCAUUGCAUUUAGAGGAGUUUGAUUUUUGAUUUAACUAAAAUAAUACAACAAUAUAGAAAUACAUACUGUACGUCUAACAUUGAUUUAUUGUGAGGUUUAGCUACAAUGUUUCAUAGUGAAGUGAACCUUUUCCUCUUCCUUCUCCAGUGGUGGACCUCUCCUCCCCCCAGGACUCUACUGGGUGAGUAUGUUUAACUCUGGGUAUCAUACCUGGGUUGUUAGUGCGACUCUAGACCAUGGUAUCCCACUGAGCUAAAGUCUAGGCAUUACCGAAUUCUGAUGUGCACUUUGAAGAUGUUAGAAUAACUGUCCACAUUUACUUUUCCUCAGCCCAGAAGGCGAGUAACGAACAGCAAAAUCACUAGCCUAUGUCAAUCUACUAUCCCCCAUAGUAGAACAGUUUAACUAUUCUAUUGGUCAGCUUGUCGAGAAAGAAAUAGCCUAUUCCAAAUAGACUCUGGGACAGUUGUGGGAAGAUAGAUCCCAAAUUCAUACAUCAAGUAAAAAUAAUGGUUCUGAACGAUUGGAAAAUUAUUUUGGUUCCAAAUCCUGAUUAAAACGUUCAGGUUUCAAACAAUUAAGUAUAUGUUUUCAAAAUGCAUACUGCCUCCAGUGACGCGCUGAUGAAGCCGGCCUUCCGUUGCCUCAGCCUUUGCUGUUUGAGAUGCUGUAGUAGCAGCUCUCACGCUGUCCGACAGGUUUUCAGCUCAAAGGCUCUGUGUCUGUAUGCUGUACGCUUGUGAUAAAUAUAAUGCAUUACGAAUAUACUGUACACACGUGCCAAUUUAAUACCACUAAAUUAUGCAAAUUAACCUUUAGACCAAUAAGAAUGACCGGUCAAAUGUAUUUAGAUCGACUGGUAUUUCCACCAAUCAAGAGGCUAAAAAACAUGAUUUCACAAUGGGAUUUUUUCUUCUUACAUUUUAACAUUUUAGUAAUUUAGCAGACGCUCUUAUCAGAGCGGCUUACAGUUAGUGAGUGCAUACAUUUUUUUUUUCUUCCCAUACUGGCCCCCCUUCUUCUCCCGGACAAUUGGCCAGCAGUAAUUUUCUAUUGUUUUAUCGACCAAAAGCCGGCUAUUACCGGCUAUUACCGGUUAUUACCGGCUAUUACCGGCUAAGGGAAACCCUGACCUAUUCCCUAUAUUGUGCACUUAAUUCGACCAGAGUCCUGGUCCUGGUCAAAAGUAAUGAACUACAGUUGUAGUCGGAAGUUUACAUACACCUUAGCCAAAUACAUUUAAACUCAGUUUUUCACAAUUCCUGACAUUUAAUCCUAGUAAAAAUUCCUUGUUUUAGGUCAGUUAGGAUCACCACUUUAUUUUAAGAAUGUGAAAUGUCAGAAUAAUAGUAGAGAGAAUGAUUUAUUUAAGCUUUUAUUUCUUUCAUCACAUUCCUAGUGGGUCAGAAGUUUAUAUACACUCAAUCAGUAUUUGGUAGCAUUGCCUUUAAAUUGUUUAACUUGGAUCAAACGUUUCGGGUAGCCUUCCACAAGCUUCCCACAAUAAGUUGAGUGAAUUUUGGCCCAUUCCUUCUGACAGAGCUGGUGUAACUGAGUCAGGUUUGUAGGCCCCCUUGCUCGCACACGCUUUUUCAGUUCUGCCCACACAUUUUCUAUAGGAUUGAGGUCAGGGCUUUGUGAUGGCCACUCCAAUACCUUGACUUUGUUGUCCUCAAGCCAUUUUGCAACAACUUCCGAAGUAUGCUUGGGGUCAUUGUCUAUUUGGAAGACCCAUUUGCGACCAAGCUUUAACUUCCUGACGGAUGUCUUGAGAUGUUGCUUCAAUAUAUCCACCUAAUUUUCCUUCCUAAUGAAGCCAUCUAUUUAGUGAAGUGCACCAGUCCCUCCUGCAGCAAAGCACCCCCACAGCAUGAUGCUGCCACCCCCGUGCUUCACGGUUGGGAUGGUGUUCUUCGGCUUGCAAGCAUCCCCCUUUUUCCGACAAACAUAACGAUGGUCAUAAUGGCCAAACAGUUCUAUUUUUGUUUAAUCAGACCAGAGGACAUUUCUCCAAAAAGUACAAUCUUUGUCCCCAUGUGCAGUUGCAAGCUGUAGUCUGGCUUUUUAUUGGGGUUUUGGAGCAGUGGCCUCUUCCUUGCUGAGCAGCCUUUCAGGUUAUGUCGAUAUAGGACUUGUUUUACUGUGGAUAUACAUACUUUUGUACCUGAUUCCUCCAGCAUCUUCACAAGGUCCUUUGCUGUUGUUCUGGGAUUGAUUUGCACUUUUCGCACCAAAGUACGUUCAUCUCUAGGAGACAGAACGCGUCUCCUUCCUGAGCGGUAUGAUGGCUGCGUGGUCCCAUGGUGUUUAUACUUGCGUACUAUUGUUUGUACAGAUGAACGUGAUGCCUUCAGGCAUUUGGAAAUUGCUCCCAAGGAUGAACCAGACUUGUGGAGGUCUACAAUUAUUUUUCUGAGGUCUUGGCUGAUUUCUUUUGAUUUUCCCAUGAUGUCAAGCAAAGAGGCACUGAGUUUGAAGGUAGGCCUUGAAAUACAUCCACAGGUACACCUCCAAUUGACUCAAAUGAUGUCAAUUAGCCUAUCAGAAGCUUCUAAAGCCAUGACAUCAUUUUCUGAAAAUGUCCAAGCUGUUUUAAGGCACAGUCAACUUAGUGUAUGUAAACUUCUGACCCACUGGAAUUGUGAUAAAGUGAAUUAUAAGAGAAAUAAUCUGUCUGUAAACAAUUGUUGGAAAAAUUACUUGUGUCAUGCACAAAGUAGAUGUCCUAACCGACUUGCCAAAACUAAAAUUUGUUAACAAGAAAUGUGUGGAGUGGUUAAAAAACGAGUUUUAAUGACUCCAACCUAAUAUAGGGAAUAGGGUGCCAUUUAGGUUGCAUCCAUAAUGUUGUGGUGUUAUAAUGUUGCUAUAAUGGAUGUGUUUAGGUUGCUUCCAUAAUGUUGUGGUGUUAUAAUGUUGCUAUAAUGGAUGUGUUUAGGUUGCAUCCAUAAUGUUGUGGUGUUCUAAUGUUGCUAUAAUGGAUGUGUUUAGGUUGCAUCCAUAAUGUUGUGGUGUUAUAAUGUUGCUAUAAUGGAUGUGUUUAGGUUGCAUCCAUAAUGUUGUGGUGUUAUAAUGUUGCUAUAAUGGAUGUGUUUAGGUUGCAUCCAUAAUGUUGUGUUGUUAUAAUGUUGCUAUAAUGGAUGUGUUUAGGUUGCAUCCAUAAUGUUGUGGUGUUCUAAUGUUGCUAUAAUGGAUGUGUUUAGGUUGCAUCCAUAAUGUUGUGGUGUUAUAAUGUUGCUAUAAUGGAUGUGUUUAGGUUGCAUCCAUAAUGUUGUGGUGUUAUAAUGUUGCUAUAAUGGAUGUGUUUAGGUUGCAUCCAUAAUGUUGUGGUGUUAAUUAAUUAAAUUAAUUUAAUUAAUUAUAUGUGUUUUAAGGUUGCAUCCAUAAUGUUGUGGUGUUAUAAUGUUGCUAUAAUGGAUGUGUUUAGGUUGCAUCCAUAAUGUUGUGGUGUUAUAAUGUUGCUAAUGUUUUUCACCAUAGUCCCCUACCUCCUCUCCUUUCGUCCUCAGGUCCCCCUGUCCCUCUCUCUGGGUGGGGAACGUUACCGUGGACCUCACUGAGAAACACAUAUGGGACCUCUUCAAAACGUACAACCACCAUGCCCCAUUCCUAUCAGUUUUAGUUCUGUAUCUGCAUCUCUAUAUUUAUAUACAGUACCAGUCAAAAGUUUGGACACACCUACGCAUUCAAGGGUUUUUCUUUAUUUUUUAACUAUUUUCUACAUUGUAGAAUAAUAGUGAAGACAUCAAAACUAUGAAAUAACACAUAUAGAAUCAUGUAGUAACCAAAAACGUGUUAAACAAAUCAAAAUAUAUUUUAGAUUCUUCAACGUAGCCACCCUUUGCCUUGAUGACAGGUUUGCACACUCUUGGCAUUCUCUCAACCAGCUUCAUGAGGAAUGCUUUUCCAACAGUCUUGAGUUCCCACAUAUGCUGAGCACUUGUUGGCUGCUUUUCCUUCACUCUGCGGUCCAACUCAUCCCAAACCAUCUCAAUUGGGUUGAGGUUGGGUGAUUGUGGAGGCGAGGUAAUCUGAUGGAGCACUCCAUCACUCUCCUUCUUGGUCAAAUAGCCCUUACACAGCCUGGAGGUGUGUUGGGUCAUUGUCCUGUUGAAAAACAAAUGAUAGUCCCACUAAGCGCAAUCCAGAUGGGAUGGCGUAUCGCUGCAGAAAGCUGUGGUAGCCAUGCUGGUUAAGUGUGCCUUGAAUUCUAAAUAAAUCACUGACAGUGUCACCAGCAAAGCAACCCCACACCAUCACACCUCCUUCUCCAUGCUUCACGGUGGGAACCACACAUGCAGAGAUAAUCCGUUCACCUACUCUGCGUCAUGGCGGUUGGAACCAAAAAUCUCAAACUGGAACUCAUCAGACCAAAGGACAGAUUUCCACCGGUCUAAUGUCCAUUGCUCGUGUUUCUUGGCCCAAGCAAGUCUCUUCUUCGUACUGGUGUCCUUUAGUAGUGGUUUCUUUGCAGCAAUUCGACCGUGAAUUCGACCGUCUCCUCUGAACAGUUGAUGUUGAGAUGUGUUUUUUACUUGAACUCUGUGAAGCAUUUAUUUGGGCUGCAAUUUCUGAGGCUGGUAACUCUAAUGAACUUAUCCUCUGCAGCAGAUGUAACUCUGGGUCUUCCUUUCCUGUGGCGGUCCUUAUGAGAGCCAGUUUCAUCAUAGCGCUUGAUGGUUUUUGCGACUGCACUUGAAUAAACGUUUGAAGUUCUUGAAAUGUUCCGCAUUGACUGACCUUCAUGUCUUAAAGUAAUGAUGGACUGUCGUGUCUCUUUGCUUAUUUGAGCUGUUCUUGCCAUAAUAUGGACUUGGUCUUUUACCAAAUAGUCUUAAUAAUCUUCUGUAUACCACCCCUACCUUGUCACAACACAACUGAUUGGCUCAAACGCAUUAAGAAGGAAAUCAAUUCCACAAAUUAACUUUUUAAGAAGGCACACCGGUUAAUUGAAAUGCAUUCCAGGUGACUACCUCAUGAAGCUGGUUGAGAGAAUGACAAGAGUGUGCAAAGGUGUCAUCAAAGGGUGGCUACUUUGAGGAAUCUCAAAUAUAACAUAUAUUUUGAUUUGUUCAACACUUUUUUGAUUACUACAUGAUUCCAUAUGUGUUAUUUCAUAGUUUUGAUGUCUUCACUAUUAUUCUACAGUGUAGAAAAUUGUAAAAAUAAAGAGUAGGUGUGUCCAAACUUUUGACUGGUACUGUAUAUCUAUGUCCAUAUCCACUGCUUAGGCUUCUCUUGCUGUGAGUUUCUUUGUUCUUGUGUGGUGUGAUAAUCAUCAAGAAACAUAACAUUAAUGGUCACUCAAAAUGGCUGCCGGUCCACCAUUCUAAUACUAUGACAUUUAUCUCUGUUUGCUGAGUUGGAAUGGGAAUCAUUAUUAUUUUACAUUCUAAUUCUAUGUUCUGUACUGUAGGUGUGGGGAGAUAGAGAGUAUCAGAGUUCUACAUGAGAGAUUCUGUGCCUUCGUCAACUUCAAGAAUGCCAACAUGGCCGCUCUCGCCUUGGAGAGGCUCCAGGUGAGUGAUGGGAUGAAACAUAAUGCUGUCAAAAUGCCUUCAACUAUGUGAGAUGUGCUUUCAAUUCCUUAACUUGAACUUUAGGAGUUUGUACUUUUGGGACUAUGCUUUUGGUUCCAUUGUACUUUUAAGACACUUUUUAUUCAACCUUUAUUUAACCAGGCAAGUCAAUUAAGAAUAAAUAGUUAUUAACAAUGACAGCGAGGCUAAAGGCUCCUGUGGGACAAUCAAAUAAAAUGGAAGGCUAUUUAAAACAGGGCUGAAAAAAAACAAUCUAAUUAACAUGAUAAUAAAAAUCCCCAUGAAAAUCUGUCAGUUUAAGCUAGAGAUAUCAAUCCACUGCAUCCGCCGAUGUAACACUUCCGCAUGUGUGGUGUGGCGCAGUAGUCUAAGGCACUGCAUCGCAGUGCUAGCUGUGCCACUAGAGAUCCUGUUUCGAAUCCAGGCUCUGUCGUAGCCGGCCGCGACUGGGAGACCCAUGGGGCGGCGCGCAAUUGGCCCAGCGUCGUCCAGGGUAGGGGAGGGAAUGGCCUGCAGGGAUGUAGCUCAGUUGAUAGAGCAUGGCGUUUGCAAUGCCAGGGUUGUGGGUUCGAUUCCCACAGGGGGUAUGAAAAAAUUAAAUAAUGUAUGCACUAACUGUAAGUCGCUCUGGAUAAGAGCGUCUGCUAAAUGACUAAAAUGUCAAUGUAAAGGUGGCAGAGCUAGAGCGGUGUUUGUCAGACCAUGAGACAUCCCGAAAAUCGGUCUUCUCACAAAAACGUCUGUAUGACUAAACGUACAACACAGACCGACGACACUGGCAACAACACAAGUACAACAGCAAACAAACAGUGUGUGUGUGUGUGUGCAGGCUUGUGUGUGUGUGCAGGCUUGUGUGUAGUGUAAAACAACAGGCUUCCUUACACAAGGCAAUGUAAACUAGUGACAUGGGGUGACAACUAGAAACAGAUACAUGUCUCAACAACCUGUUAAUCUAUUUGUCCUUUGAACUCCUCCAGGGACAUCAAGUCCUGGAGUUUUAGGUUGGCUUGGAGAGAAUUCCAAGAACAGAGGGCUGAGAAAUUUUGGGGACUGUUUGCAUAAAACAAGAUUGAGAUCUGAUCUUGUAUGUGUUCUCAUUUUGAGCUAGAAUAGAGGAUAGAUAAAAUGGCAGUUUUCCUCAAAUGGCCUUCUGAAUAAGAAUGUACCAGUGUUUGAUCCUGCGUGUUGCUACUGAUGUCCACCUGACAGCACUGUAGAGAUCACAAUGGUGAGUUAGACGUCUCUGCAUGAUACAAAGAGUCAAGAGCCUUCAGUGUAGAGCUUGAGGCUUGCUCAUAAAUAGUAUCACCAUUGUCCAACACAGACAGAAAAGUACAACAAUUCAACUCCUUUCUGGCGGCAAAGGGGAAAAAAAAGUUGUUAUUGCUUCCAUUGUACUUUUGGGACAAUGCUAUUAGUCCCUUUGUGUGUAUUUGGACUGUGCCUGCUGUUUGUCCUCCUGUCCAGGGGGUGGAGCUGGAGAGCACCAGGCUGGUGAUCAGGUACCCAGACCACUGGAUGCAGAGAACCCCUCCCUCUCCUCAGAGGACCAACCCUAGAGGCCUCAACACCUCCUCAGCCUCCCAGUACGCCUCCACAGGGUAAGGACAUCUGUCUGUCUGUCAAAACAUAAAGUAUGAUUUAUAAACAUAUACAACAUUUAUAAUGGGUAAUUAUGAGUUAUUCUAAAGUGUCACCAUCUCAUAUCAACUUUGGAAAUGUACAAAAUGACAGACAAAUUGCAGACGGUGGGGGCAGGAGCACAGGCAUUCAGGUGCUUGUGUUUUCAUAAGGUUUGUCUCUAUCUCCCCCCCCCCCCCCCCCCCCUUCCCAGGCCCAGGAGGAUGGCUCCCAUCAAUGGUGAUGAGUGUUUCUUCUGGAGGACCACCGGCUGUCUCUAUGGUGACAAGUGUCACUUCAAACACAAGCCUGACCAGAGAGGAAGAGACAGGAAACCAUGGCAACCCUGACAACCCUGACCACCACGCAGUGACUGGAUAUGAGAGAGGGAGGAGAAUGAUGAAGAUUGAAGAAGAGGAUGAGGGACCGUGUCCCUACUUUAAAAGGGAACAGGAGGAUUGGGGGGGGGGGAUCACAGACAGUACACUGGACAUAUAGUAUGAGUUUGUGAAUUGUCAAUCAAGGUGAUUGAGGAGUGCACCUCUGAUUUCCUUCCCCCUCUGCCUCGCUGCGAAACAUGGAAAUGACAUCAUCAUUAGAACCUUGAACGGAUCUUUUCCCAGGCAACCGCCUCUAUGAUGACCAUGUUGAAGACACUAAGGGGGCUGACAUCUGUUGUUAUCAUGUGAUUUACUGUGUGUGUGUGUAUGUAUGGUCAUGUGACUGGACAUGUGACCUGCAUGUGUGACCCCUUGUGAUGUCACUGUGAGACACACUGCCAGCCUGAUGCCAUAGGGGGCCUAGUAAUUGCCCCUACAGGGGAUAAAUAAAUAACACUUUUUAAUUGAAUAUGGGGCAUGUUCCAGGCAUGACUACACAGCAGUCACCUGCCUGCUCUCACAACACCUGGAUAGGUGUUUGUUUAAGAUAUCAGCUAACCCAAUCAUGAUAUAGCAAUCUGAUGCCCGACUCCACAGUCUGGCACGCAAACAUUAGUCAGCCUGGAACGCCACCAGGGUCCAUGGGGUGUUCUAACAUCCACACUAGAGCACCUUAAAUGAAACAAGUAGUGUGCUACUGUGGAUAUUGGAACGAGGCCCAUAUCUUCAGUUCAGUGAAUUUAUACAUAUACACUGAGUAUACCAAACAU
This is a messenger RNA of Coregonus sp. 'balchen', 46201 nucleotides long. The record is from the annotation of a GenBank genome assembly. NCBI's taxonomy places the organism in Eukaryota, Metazoa, Chordata, Actinopteri, Salmoniformes, Salmonidae.